GGUGUAGGUCAAUGCCAGUCAGACUGUAGUUACUAUAAUCUUAUAAAGAACUUGGAUCUGGAUAAUAACUUAUUUGUUGUGCGCCCAACAAUGAACUGGACAAUUCCAACAAUUGUAUACGUGGACAUGUACUUACAUGCUAUUAUACACAUGGUAAGAAUCUUAUUUCUUUAUAUCUUUCUAAGUAAUACUUGGUCUGGUCAGUAGGUAUGAAAUAUAUGUUCAGCUAAACAAAAUAUAACUUUCAAUUUUAAUUUUAAGCAUCUUUACCGUUCCCUUCUUAUAUCUGUUAUAUCUUGUCACAUAUAUUAUUACAGUUAUAACAUAUAUUCUUGUUUUCCAUUCUUUUUGCUACGGAGUAAUUAAGUGCAUCAAUGAUACAAUAUCAUACGAUCUGUGUUGUUAAUUCAGUCAUUAUAAAGCACUCUACUGAGCAGUAACAAACCAUUAUCUACUCAGAAUUUAUGAGGACCCAUUUGUGUGUAUAUAUAUAUAUAUAUAUAUAUAUAUAUAUAUAGCCAAAUUGAAAGUAUAGGAUGCACUCGCAGGACUUGGUGAAAAAAAUGUAGUUUUAUUUAUUCAAGGUGCAAAACCUAAAACCAACGUUUCGACCUCUGCGGGUCUUUUUCAAGGUUACUGUAACCUUUUAAUUAGGGUAUACUAUGUUUGUUAUGUGUUUUUUCUUCACUAUUUGUGAUUUUUCUUUUCACACACUAUUCUAAUAAAAUUAAUUUUCUUUUAAUAUGCAAUAAUGCAUGGUGUAUUACCCAAGAUUUUUUAGGGUUAUAUUUAUCAAUACAUUAGUGAACUAUCUACAAAUUUCUAAAAUUCAUUCUGAGAAUUUCCCUGUUAGGAGACGCCUUAUUGUUAUUAGCCUAGUCUCUCUAGCCUACUUCCUAGGAGUUAACCCGCCCUCCCGACUAUAACAGGUGUUCCCAUUCAGAAUAUAUAUGGUUCUAUUCAUUUUCUUUUGGUAUGUUGGAUAUUAUCCCAUAUACAUUAAUGGAGCCAUGAGGAUGAACUAAAGACCUGUGUUAAGGUAAAAGAGGAAUAUAAACUGCAUUCUUACAGGGUUAUUCACUAAAGUGAGAAUCGCUAGGAGUUCAAAGUGAAUUUAAAAAUGUAGGUCAAAAUAGCUAAAUAAGAAAAAGUAAAUUCUGUUUUUCAGUUUGGCUAUUUUGGCCUUAAAUUUGAAAUACACUUUGAAUUCCCAGCAAUUCUCACUUUAGUGAAUAGCUCAGUUAGUUUUGCUUGUAUAUGUUUGUGCGUUUCUCUUUUACAGUGAAAAGUAUUCGAUCCCCUGGUGAUUUUGAACAUUUUCCCACUGACAAAGAAAUUAGCGGUCUAUAUUUUAAUGGUAGUUGUAUGUUAACAGUGGGAGACAGAAUAACCCCCCCCAAAAAAAAUCCUGAAAAAUGCAUGUCAAUAAAGUUAUAAAUUGAUUUGCAUGUCAAUGAGUGAAUGAGCAUUUGAUCCCUUCGACUUAGUACUUGGUGGCAAAACCCUUGUUGGCAUUCACAGUGGUCAGACAUUUUUUGUAGUUGACCACCAGGUUUGCACACAUCUCAGGAGGGAUUUUGUCCCACUCCUCUUUGCAGAUCCUCUCCAAAUCAUUAAGGUUUUGAGUGUUUGGCAACUCAAACCUUAAGCUCCCUCCACAGAUUUUUAUGGGAUUAGAAUCUGGAGAUUGGCUAAGCCACUCCAGGACCUUAAUGUGCUUCUUCUUGAGUCACUCCUUUGUUGCCUUGGCUGUGUGUCUUGGGUCAUUGUCAUGCUGGAAUACCCAUCCACGACCCAUUUUCAAUGCCCUGGCUGAGGGAAGGAUGUUCUCCCCCAAGAUUGGACUGUAAAUGGCCCUGUCCAUCAUCCAAUUGAUGUGGUGCAGUUGUCCUGUCCCCUUAGCAGAAAAACACCCAAAAAGCAUAAUGGUUCCACCUCCCUGUAUGACAGUAGGGAUGGUGUUCUUGGGGUCUUAGGCCCUUCCAAAACACGUCGAGUUGAGUUAAUGCCAAAGAGCUUGAUUUUGAACUACUCCAACCACAACACUUUCACCAAGUUCUGCUCUACAUCAUUCAGAUGUUCAUUGGCAAACAUCAGACGGGCCUGUACAUGUGCUUUCUUGAGCAGGGGGACCUUGCGGGUGCUGCAGGAUUUCAGUCCUUCAUUGCAUAGUGUGCUACCAAUUACAUAGAAACAUAGAAAGAUAGAAUGUGACGGCAGAUAAGAACCAUUCGGCCCAUCUAGUCUGCCCAAUUUUCUAAAAACUUGCAUUAGUCCCUAGCCUUAUCUUAUAGUUAGGAUAGCCUUAUGCCUAUCCCACGCAUGCUUAAACUCCUUUACUGUGUUAACCUCUACCACUUCAGCUGGAAGGCUAUUCCAUGCAUCCACUACCCUCUCAGUAAAGUAAUACUUCCUGAUAUUAUUUUUAAACCUUUGUCCCUCUAAUUUAAGACUAUGUCCUCUUGUUGUGGUAGUUUUUCUUCUUUUAAAUAUAGUCUCCUCCUUUACUGUGUUGAUUCCUUUAUAUAUUUAAAUGUUUCUAUCAUAUCCCCCCUGUCUCGUCUUUCCUCCAAGCUAUACAUGUUAAGAUCCUUUAACCUUUCCUGGUAAGUUUUAUCCCGCACUAUGGUCCCAGCUGCCUUGAGAGCAUUAACAAGAUCUGUAGUUCUGGGCUGAUUCCUCACCCUUUUCAUGAUCAUUGAAACUCCACGAGGUGAGAUCUUGCAUGGAGCACCAGACUGAGGGAGACUGACAGGUAUUUUGUGUUUCUCAUAUUUGCGAAUAAUCGCACCAACUGUUGUCACCUUCUCACCAAGCUGCUUGGCGAUGGUCUUGUAGACCAUUACAGCCUUAUGCAUGUCUACAAUCUUGUCCCUGACAUCCUUGGACAGCUCUUUGGUCUUGGCCAUGGUGGAGAGCAGGACCGGACUGGCCCACCUGGGGCCGGCAGACAGCUGUAUGUGCUGCCGACCGCAGGGGGAGCUGUGAUGGCCCUGUGGCCGCCAUCACAGCUCCUCCUGUGGCCGCCAGCACAGACAGCUCUCUGCCCUGCACAACUUUUUUUUUUCCAGGGCUGCUUUGUAUCCCCAGUCCGGCCCUGGUGGAGAGUUUGAAAUCUGAUUGAUUGAUUGAUUGCUUCUGUGGACAGGUGUCUUUUAUACAGGUAACAAAGCUCAUUACCUGUAUAAAAGACACCUGGGAGCCAGAAAUCUUGCUGAUUGAUAGGGGAUCAACUACUUAUUUCACUCACUGACAUGCAAAUCAAUUUAUAACUUUUUUGACGUGUUUUUCUGUUAUUUUUUUGUUAUUCUGUCUCUCACUGUUAAAAUAAACCUACCAUUAAAAUUAUAGACUGAUCAUUUCUUUGUCAGUGGACAAAUGUCCAAAAGCAGGUGAUUAAAUACUUUUUUCCCUCACUGUAAACCUUCUAUUAUACAAAUUUAUUCAGUACAGUGAGAAUUGUUUAGAAUUCAAAGUGAAUUUAAAAAAAAAUCACGUCUUAUUUUUAUUGGAGAAAGAUACACAAAUGAUACAUAGAUUAAUAAUAAUAAUAAGUAUAUAAUAAAUACAUAACAUAAUCAGAGUACACAAAACAUCCUGGCAGAUCGUAUAUCCCAAGGAAAGGUAUGCAGAUUCAGAGGCAGGGCAAAAUAUACAUUGAAUUGCAAUAUUCUUCAAGUCAUAUUACAGUUACCAUACUCUAAAUACCUAUAUAAAUACAAUUCGAUUUAUAACGUUAGUCAAUUAUAAUACAUCCUCAUAUUAUAAAAAUCAUAUCCUCAAAUCUAGAUUAGCGUUAUAACUCAACUAAAUUGAAUUAACUAUCUUUCCCAUGGUUGCACACACAAAAAAAAUAAUAAUAAAUAAAAUCAGGGAUAAUCAGAAAUGUCUUAUUGUACAUAGUGAGCAGCAGCAAUAGUCUAAUGUACACAUUUUAGUAUGUUUCCUUUUCUUUUUACUUUUUCUCUUUACCUUUUUUGAUAUCUUUUCCUUCCUUCCUCUUUUUUUCUUGAAACAAUUUUUCCCUUUUUUUCUUAAAGGAACACUAUAGUCACCUAAAUUACAUUAGCUAAAUAAAGCCGUUUUAGUGUAUAGAUCAUUCCCCUGCAAUUUCACUGCUCAAUUCACUGUAAUUUAGAAGUUAAAUCACUUUGUUUCUGUUUAUGCAGCCUUAGCCACAGCUCCCCUGGCUAUGAUUGACAGAGCCUGCAUGAAAAAAAAACUGGUUUCACUUUCAAACAGAUGUAAUUUACCUUAAAUAAUUGUAUCUCAAUCUCUAAAUUGAACUGUAAUCACAUACAGGAGGCUCUUGCAGGGUCUAGCAAGCUAUUAACAUAGCAGGGAUAAGAAAAUCUUAAUUAAACAGAACUUGCAAUAAAGAAAGCCUAAAUAGGGCUCUCUUUACAGGAAGUGUUUAUGGAAGGCUGUGCAAGUCACAUGCAGGGAGGUGUGACUAGGGUUCAUAAACAAAGGGAUUUAACUCCUAAAUAGCAGAGGACUGAGCAGUGAGGCUGCAGGGGCAUGUUCUAUACACCAAAAUUGCUUCAUUAAGCUAAAGUUGUUCAGGUGACUAUAUUGUCCCUUUAAGUUAAGUUUCCUUUUUUAGUUAAAGUAAAGUAGGUCUGUGAAUAAACCAAUUGGCCCAUUUUUUUGUAUGAAUAUGUUCUUUGCCUUUCAUGCGAUAUGCUAUUUGUUCUAAGUAGUAUAUAUCAUCUACUCUUUCUAAUACUUCUUUUAGGGUGGGCGGAAGUGGGGAAUUCCACCGUGCCGCAAUACUAAUUUAUGUUGCUAAAAGAAGAUGUAUUAUAUAUUUUUGCUGUAAAUAAAACUCUGGUAGAAAUAAUAACGUAAGAUCUGUUAUUUGUUUAAUAAUUAAAGGACCACUCUAGGCACCCAGACCACUUCAGCUUAAUGAAGUGGUCUGGGUGCCAGGUCCCUCUAGGAUUAACCAUUUUUUUAUCAACAUAGCAGUUUCAGAGAAACUGCUAUGUUUAUAAAUGGGUUAAUCCAGCCUCUAAAGCCUCUAGUGGCUGUCUCAUUGACAGCGGCUAGAGGCGUUUGCGUGCUUCUCACUGUGAAAAUCACAGUGAGAAGACGCCAGCGUCCAUAGGAAAGCAUAUUAAAUGCUUUCCUAUGAGACUGGCUGAAUGCGCGCGCAGCUCCUGCCGCGCAUGCGCAUUCAGCCGAAGAGGAGGAUCGGAGGCGGAGAGGAGGAGGAGAGCUCCCCGCCCGGUGCUGGAAAAAGGUAAGAUUUAACCAUUUCCUCUCCCCAGAGCCCAGCGGGAGGGGAACCCUGAGGGUGGGGGCACCCUCAGGGCACUAUAGUGCCAGGAAAACGCGUAUGUUUUCCUGGCACUAUAGUGGUCCUUUAAUUCUAAAGAGUUCCAAAGUUGUAGCAGGUCUGGGCACUUCCAAAAUACGUGUUCAACAGAACUUUUAUCUUGUGAGCAUCUCAAGCAAUUUGGAGAAAUAUCAACAUUAAUACAAGAAUGUUUCUGCGGUACCCAGUACCAUCUCAUCACAAUUUUGCAAAAGGCCUCCCAUUGUUUUAAACAAUGCGAAGCAGCUUAAGUGAUCUUUAUAGUCUGAAACCAUUGCUCUAAUGGGAAUAUUACUCCUCUUCCUAUUUAGACACAUUUGGAAGUUUAGUGUCUGUGCCUAUAUUGGACAGUUCUAUGUAGCAUAGAGAUAGUUACUUUCUUUUUAGCAAAUGCCCCGUACAUUUAUGCCCAAAUAGUGUUAAGUCUGUGGCAUUGUAUUUGUUUGAUUAGUAAUAAUGUGUUUCAGUAUUAGAUAUGUAAAAUUUUCCCUUGGUAGGAGAUGAAAUUCUUUUAGAAUGUUAGAAAAUGGCUUAAUGCUUAUCUACCGUACUAAUCCCCACUUUUACCCAUUGUGUAAUGGAAAGGUCUGUCGUUAUCACUGACAUUGUAACUGUCUGUAAAGGGGCUACAGUAAGUAGUUUACAGUUUCAGUGGCCAAGUGAAUUAAAAAUGUAACAACAAAAUUGCCAAACUGGAAAAAUUCUCCAAGUUAGCUAUGCUUCCAGUUCAGGUAUAUUGGUCUUAAAGGAUCACUAUAGUGUUAGAAAUACAAAUAUGUAUUCCUAACACUACGGUGUUGGACUGUUUAGAUGUCGCCACCAAAGUGAGUUAUAAGAUAGCUUAUUUACCUGAUCUCGUCAUGGCUGGCCUCGCCUCCUUGGCUAAAAUCAUCAAUCUUGAUGAUCUAAGCCAAUCCAAUGCUUUUCCCUAGAAAACCAUUGGAGGCUAUUGCGCAUGUGUGACAAAUUCUGCGCAGUGACAAUCAGCAUCUCCUCAUUGAGAUGCAUUGAAUCAAUCAAUCUCUAUGGGCAGCAUUCAGUAUCUCCAUGUCGUGCUUUACACAGUGCAGCACUGAAAUAGGAAGCACUGUGUGACUGCCACUAGAGGUGUUACUAGGCAGCAAUGUAAACACUGCCUUUUCUCUGAAAAGGCAGCAUUUUUAUUGCUCAACCUGCAUGGACAGGCUGCAGACACCAGAACAACUAUAUUGCCAAACUGGGAGUUUGUAGACACUGAAUUAAGCAUGCCAAGUAGGGCGCCUACCAUAUACACAAGUCGCAUAAGCCCAGACCAUAUGGCACCCCAGCCUCUUAACCCAUAGCUGCUGCCCAUGCCAUCUUGUUUAUACUCUUGCCUGCCACACGGACAGGCCAACACAUAAGAAAUCAGUGCCUCUAUCUUAGACAGUGGUGACAAUAGGUGACAAUAGGUGACAAUAGGCAUUACCCGCACACAGCACAACACCUAUAACAGCUCUCACCCUGAAAUGUGACCCCACACACAGAGCCUUCACCCAGAGACGUCAAUGCUGCUAAAAAUAAGUUAUGUUACAGUAAGAUAUGUUGCAUAAUGUUAUGUUAUACCUUUUCGACCACGAGAAUGUCUGCUAAUUUGCCAGAAAUUCAAUUAAAAAAAAUUACAUUCUUAAAUAACUCUGAUCGUGGUAUCAAGAAAUUGUGAAUUUUGAUUUUGCAAAAAAAAGGACAAAAUGUAUUGCUAUUUCGAUGUGACUCAUCUUCCCUUAUGUCUUUUAGGAUAUGAGUGAGCAGACUGUAACCUCAUUUAUAAGGUUUGUCAUGGUAAGAUAAUGGUAUGCAAACAUUUUUAAAUUCUCUUUUUGUGUCUAACAGCAGUAUCCUAAUGUACAUGAGAAAAAUUUUUAUAUUUUAGCACAUUAUAAAGGACUGGCACAAAGCAAUAUAAUCACUACCGUUUAAUGUGUUGGUUAUGUUGGCUGGAGUCUCUGAGCAGCACUUUCCCCGGUUUUAUGUCAAAACAUUUAGAUUUGUUUGAUAAAAACAGGGCUCUCCCAGGCCUGUUGGAGACCAUCUCCUCAUUAGCCACAGUCAUCAGUGUCAAUUUCAUCCACCCUGGAUUGCUGUGAUGUGUGCUGUUUGUAUUUAUAAUUUGCCACUUAGAUUGUUUUUUCAUACACUGAAAGUAUAGAGUUACCCCCCUCUUGGGUUUUUCCAGGAGUUACAGUGAUAACUCUAUGAAACUGUCUCUACAACAUUAUAAAACAGUAAUAAAACAUUGAAGAACCAUUCAAAUAUAUAGGGAAAUAAUAUAAAAGUAGUAAAAGAAGUGAAUUAUGUUGUCAAAAGAUAAGACUGCAAUAACAUAUUUUAUCAGAGAAAAAAAUGGCAAAAUAUAAAGGUACAAAACAGGGCAGAGAUGGAGUCCAUGGGCAUAUAAUACAUAAUUGAAAUUAAAACACUUAUUAGCAAACAAACACAACCCAGAAUACGCAAAGCCACCCUAUACGUCCCUAAAUCACAUGGUGAUCUGGGACUGACAAAUUUUACUCAAUAUUAUACCGUUGCUCAACUUGCAGCAAUCAAUGGCUGAAAUAAAGAGGUGGGUUAAUCUAGAUCACCUUAUCGUUGAUGUUGAUUACCCUUCACGCCACAUGUGGAUACGCAGGUGACAUCGUCCACUGAUGCCCUCUACUUCCUCAGCCAUCACUCACUCACUAUAAAUAAAUCAAGGACAAAUUGCCGAUUUUAAGCCAAUCAGCAUUGGAUUGGCUAAAAUUGGCAAAGUCACGGGGCCAAACACUGUUUUGUACAAUCAGCACCUCCUCAUAGAGAUGCAUUGAAUCAAUGCAUCUCUACUAGGAAAAUUCAGCGUCCCCAUGCAUAGCAUAGGGACGCUGAACGGCAGAGCUGCCUACAGAUAACUGUGCCUACCUAGGAGUGGCCACUUGGAGGUGUCCCUAGGGGCAAUGUAAACACUGUCUUUUCUCUGAAAAGGCAGUGUUUGCAUGAAAAUGCCUGCAUAUAAUUGUUAUACUCACCAGAACAACUACAUUAAGCUGUAGUUGUUCUGAUGACUAUAGUGUACCCUUCAACCUUUUUCAAAAAUGUGCAUUGAAACACUGAUUCAAAAGGUUCAAAUAUCUACUCUUUACAUAGCAUUAACGACACACUCCACACAGAUUAGAUUACCUUACAUUACUAUGUGGGAAGAGGAUUCAGGGCAUCCAGAGGAAUCCAGUGAUUGGUCGUAUAUUUGGGAGCCUACAUUGUCACUCACUAUUUGUGUUAAUCACAAAGAGCAGACUUAUAAGAUGCUCUUCCCCUAGUACCUGAAACCCUAAAAGCUGUUUAGGAUGCACGAGUCCCAACUAACCUGUGCUGGAAGGGUUGCGUUGAGGUUGUAUCCUUUAUUCACUGCUGGUGGACAUGCUCUAAUUCCCAUCCUUCUGGGUUGAAAUAACUACUUUGCUGAAAUCUCCCGUGAAUAAACCCUAUCCUUUAGAAGCAUGGGCUCUGCUAUUCUCCAAGCCCUUGAUUUUAUGGAAACAUCUCUUGAAUUUGUUUGUAGCCUACUUCGCAUAAGUGAAUAUCUCGAUUUCAAGAUGCACAGGCUACAUACUACUGAAACUUGUGUCUCCAAUGCUACCCCCUUUCCAUAGUUUUAAUUUGUAUUUAUUUAUUUUGUUUCCCUCCUCUACUUCUCCUCUUCCUCCCCAGGCAUCUCUCUCCCUCAUCUUUCCUUACCCGUCACCCUUCACCCUUAGAGAUCAAAGCUUCUUUUGAACCUCACGAGGCCUGACAAAUAUCUUAUUACUGGUAUAGGGCAAGAGUCUUUGGUGCUUAGCAUUGCACAUACCAUACCAGGUCACCCUACCUGAAACUUAAUUUCCGUGGUUGGGAACUCACAUACUUGUUUUCAGCUCUUGUUCUCCCCUCUUCACUUCUUUCCUCUGCCUGUAUUAUUAUUAAAUGUCAGGUGAUAACUGAUUGCUCACGAUUAAAUGUCAGGUGAUAACUGAUUGCUUACGAUUGGGUAGUAGGUAGUAGGUCUUAUUAACCACAGCGGGACUUGCCCAAUUGCACAAUGUUACUCACAUAAUGCAGGUUUCAUUGCCUUUCCCUGCUGUUAAUCAUUUGUCACAGUGUCACAGUAUUUACUCCUAUUGUCUGUAUUGUACAUCUGUAAAUAUAAAUAAAGAAUUUAAAAUAAAAAAACACUUAGUAACAAUAAUAAUAUAGGCCAAAUUAUACUGCAGAAUUAUACCGCAUGAUAUAAAAUAAAAAAUAUAUACAUUUUGCACUAAAUUAUUAAGCAAACAUUGUCCAACAACAUUAGGAGUCAAUGACUAUAGAAAAUUUUAGACAAUACAAAUGUUUUAUUUGUAUAUAUAUAUAUAUAUAUAUAUAUAUGUGUGUGUCCAUCUUUAUUAUUUUUAUUCUUAGACAUGGACCAAUGACUUUAUUUCGUGGGACCCUAAUCAGUAUUGUGGAAUUGAUAAAGUGAUGAUUACUGGUGAGAAUCUCUGGGAACCAGACAUCAAUGUAUUUGAAACGUAAGCCAAAGUGUUGUUUAUAUGCUGAUUGUGAUAGAUAUUAUAUAAGUGUAGUCAUAUAAUAACAUACAGUGUGUCUGUGGAUCUGGUGAGAUAGCCACAGAUCAACCACUGUUGAUUUAUGCACUUACUACAUAGUUACAUAGUUACAUAGCUGAAAAUAGACUUGCGUCCAUCAAGUUCAGCCUUCCUCACAUUUGUUUUUUGCUGUUGGUCCAAAAGAAGGCAAAAAAACCCCAGUUUGAAGCACAAUUUUGCAACAAGCUAGGAAAAAAAAAUCAUUCUUGACCCCAUUGACCCCAGAAUGGCAGUCAGAUUUAUCCUUGGAUCAAGCAGUUAUUACCCUACAUUGAAAGAUUAUAUCCUUGAAUAUUCUGUUUUUGCAAGUAUGCAUCUAGUAGCUGCUUGAACAUCUGUAUGGACUCUGAUAAAACCACUUCUUCAGGCAGAGAAUUCCACAUCCUGAUUGUUCUUACAGUAAAAAAAACUUUCCUUUGCCUUAGACAAAAUCUUCUUUAUUCCAGUCUAAACGCAUGACCUCGUGUCCUAUGUAAAGUCCGGUUUGUGAAUAGAUUUUCACACAAUGGUUUGUAUUGGCCCCGAAUAUAUUUGUAUAAUGUUAUCAUAUCCCCUCUCAGGCGACGUUUUUCUAAACUAAAUAGGUUUAAAUUUGUUAACCUUUCUUCAUAGCUGAUAUGUUCCAUUCCUUUUAUUAAUUUUGUAGCUCGCCUCUGCACUUUUUCUAGUCCCAUAAUAUCCUUCUUUAGAACAGGUGCCCAAAAUUGCACAGCAUAUUCAAUAUGGGGUCUUACCAGAGGCAAAAUUAUAUUCUCGUCCUGAGAAUGAAUGCCCUUUUUCAUGCAUGACAAUACCUUACUGGCCUUGACCACUGCUGAUUGACAUUACACAUUGUUGCAUAGUUUGUUGUCUAUAACAAUUCCCAAGUCCUUUUCAUGUGUUGUUAUCCCUAAUUUGCUUCCAUUAAGGGUAUACGUUGCUUGUGUAUUCUUUACGCCGAAGUGCAUAACUUUGCAUUUUUCAACAUUAAAUUUCAUCUGCCAUUUGAGUGCCCAGUCCCCAGUCUAUCUAAAUCCCUCUGCAGCAAAGUAAUAUCUUGCUCACAUUGUAUUAUUUUACAAAGUUUUGUGUCAUCUGCAAACACUGAAACAUGACUUUCAAUGCUGUCUUCAAGAUCAUUUAUAAACAUGUUAAAUAGAAGGGGUCCCAGAACAGACCCCUGAGGGACACCACUUGCCACCUCUGUCCAGCUUGAAAAUUUACCAUUAAUGACAACUCUUUGUACUCUGUUUUUAAGCCAAUGUUCUACCCAAGAACAAGCAUUUUCAUCUAGACCGAUUUCCUUGAGUUUGAACACUAAUCUAUUGUGUGGAACUGUAUCAAAUGCCUUGGCAAAAUCCAAAUAGAUCACAUACACGGCAACACCCUGAUCUAUACUUCUACUUACUUCUUCGUAGUAAACUAGAAUGUCAUAUUUAUUUUGGCGCAAUCUUUGAAGGGUAAUUGUGAUUGUAUUGAUGGGGUAAAAGAUCAUUGAUCCUCAAAGGGGAACAUUUUAAAUAUUAUAUUUUCUAAUCUUUAUGUUUAAAAAUAUGUAGUUGUGUGUGUAAAAUAAAAUUAAUAAAGUUAAGAAAAGGUUACAAAGGUUCUUAAGGAUGACCAAUUGGCAGCCCUACAGAUGCUCUCCGUAGGGACCCCGGACUCUGCAGCCCAUGAUGUGGCAAUGCGCCUUGAUGUCCUUGGAAACUGGCACCUUUUUCAUCCUUUAUGCUUUAGAAAUAGCCUGAACUGUCCAAGAUCGAAGAGUCAAGACAGAAACAGCUUCGCCUUUAUGAGAACCCCAAGGUAUCACAAACAAUUGAGAAGAUUUUCUCCAAGAAGCUGAACACUCAAUAUACAUGGAAAGACACCUCCUAAGGUCUAGUGUAUGACAUUUUUCUUCCUCAGGUGAAGAAGGAAUUUGAAAAUACCCCGGCAGGAUAAUAUCUUGAUUCAGAUGAAAUGAUGUAACGACCUUCGGAAUGAACUCUGGUCUUGGCCGCAGUACCACCCUAUCAUCGAAGAAGGUAGUAAACGGUUCUUCAGAUGAUAAUCCUCUAAUGUCAGACAUUUGUCUAGCUGAGACUAAAGCCAGCAACAACAGGGUCUUCAGAGAAAGAACUUGCUUAGGGACCUCACUGAUAGGUUCAAAGGGAUGUUCCGUUAAGGCCUACAGAACCAGAGGUAAAUUCCAUGGAGCUGAGAAUUUUUUGAUAGGAGAUCUAAUCCUAAUGAUAGCUUUGAAGAAGAAAAUUACUGUGGGAUUUAAAGCCCAUCGAAUUCCAGAAAGAGCUGAAAAAGCGGAACAGUGUACUUUAAGGGUGUUAAAAUGAAGGCCCCUCUCCAGGCCUGUUUGCAGGAAACCCAAGACCUGGACACGGAAGGGGAACUUAAAUCUUGGAUUGAGGAAUUUCCCCAUAGCGCAAAAGCUUCCCAUAUCUUAUGGUAAGUAGAGGAAGUAGAGGAAUUCCUAGAACGCAACAGGGUCAAGAUCACCUGGUCUGAAAGGCCUUGGUCAACUAGGGAUUGCCUUUCAAAAGCCAUGCAUGAAGUCUGAACUUGUGAGGCUCCGGGUGAAACACCAGACCUUGAGUCAGCAGAUCUUCUGAGACCGGAAGUUCCCAAGGCAGUUCCCUCGUUAAUUGUUUCAACAGAGGAAACUAAGGGCGAUAUGGCCAGAAGGGGAGUACAGCUAUCACCUUGCAAUGUUCCUUGGAGAUCUAUCUCAGAACAGUGUGGAUGAGGGGAAGAUGUAGGCUAGAUCAAAAUCCCAUCUGAUGGAAAGUGCGUCAUGAGCAACCGCCUUCGGAUGGUAUCUCUUCGAAACAAAGCACGGGGCCUGAGUGUUCCGAGAAGUCGCCAUGAGGUCCACUUGGGGAAGACCCCACUUCUGGACCAAUAGUGCGAAGAUCCACUUUAAAAGUUGCCAUUCUGAUGCUUCUAUCAGGUGUCUGCUGAGAAAGUCUGCUAUUACAUUCUCUUUCCCUGGGAGUUAGAUGUCACACAGGCCCUCCACAUGUGUCUGUGCCCAGGUCAUAAUGGGGAUAAUUUCCUGCAUCACGACUACACGCCUUGUCCCUCCUUGAUGAUUUCUAUAGGCAGCAGCCGCCUUGUUGUCCACUCUCAAUUUGAUCCAGGAAUGUUGGAUGAUGUGUUGGAAAUGAAGAAGUGCAAGAAAGGUAGCUCUCAGUUCCCUGAUGUUGGAAGGUAAGCAUUGGGUCCUUGGGGGCCAUUUUGCUUGAAAAUAUAGACUCCCUAAAUGGGCACCCCAUCCGGCUGACUGACUGGAAUCCGUCGUGAUGACCACCCAAUCUACUUCCAUCAAAGGGAACCCUUGCGAUAUGCUUUCCCAUGACAUCCACCAAAGGAGCCUCCUUUCUAGAAGAAAAGGAAUGCGGAUCAAUCUCUCCCAAUCCCUUGAGCUGUUCCUGAAAUUCUUCAGGAAAAAUUGUUGAAGAGGGCGAAGGUUCCAUUGCGCCCAUCUGACAAGCUCUAUUGUGGAGGAAAGAGUUCCUAGAAGUCUCAUGAAUUCUCUCGCCGUGGCUGAAGUCUGUAGACUGAAGCACCUUAUAUGAUCUUGAAGUAUGAUCUUCCUCUCGUGUGCGAGGGAUACUAUUGCUGUGUUGGUAAUGAAAUUUGCUCCUAGGAAUACCAGUUCUCUUUUUGGAUGCAAUUGACUCUUUUCGUGGUUGAUGAGCCACCUGACGUGAGAGAGAGUGUCGAGGACUAGCUGUCUUUGUUGAAGCAUGGACUUUAAGUCUGGAGCCACUACCAGGAUGUUGUCUACGUAGUGAAAAACAGCUACACCUUCUUUUCUGAGAAGAGCAAUGAUGGUGACCAGAAUCUUCGAGAAGGUCCUCAGGGUCUAUCGAGAUAUGCAUCCCUUAGGUCUAUCGAGAUCAACCGAUCUUCGCGAUGAAUGACAGGAAUGAUGGAACAAAUGGAUUCCAUUAAAAAUCUUCUGACUCUCAGGUAAAGGUUGAGCUGGUGGAGAUCUAAGAUAGGUCUCUAUUUCCCUCCUUGUUUCUUGAUCAAUAGGGGAGAAUAAUAUCCCUGGAAUCUUUCUCCCACAGGCACAGGAAUGAUGACAUCUUCUAGGAGGAGACUGCUGACAUAAAGAGUUAAGACCUUUCUUUUCUGGCUGUUGGUAGGAAGCCUUGUUCGAAUGAACCUUGGUGGAGGAGGAAAUUCUUCGAACUCCAGAUGAUAUCCUCUGGUGAUGAUGGAUUUUACCCAUGCAUCUAGAACGAUUUCCCAGGCCCUCUGGAAGAAUGACAGAUGUGCUCCCACUCAAGGUACCUGGAGGAAGCCACCUUCAGAAUUGCUUGUUGGGGCGAAAGGAAGAGGUCUGCGCCUUGUUCCUAGAAGACUUAAUGUUCCGACCACUCUUCCAAUUAGAAUGCCUAGUGUAGUCUCUGCCCGGUCUGUAGGUUUUAUUCUCUCUAAAAUAACCUUGAUCUCUGAAAGGUCUACGGUCAAGAUGAGGUCUCUUAGGACGUCUAUCCUGUGGCAGCAUGACCUGUUUAACAUCAGCAGCUUUUUUAAUAGCUUCAUCCAGUGGUUUUCCAAAAAGUACCUCUCCCAUAAAAGGAAGGGUACACAAAUUAUUUUUAGAGGAAAGAUCCGCUCCCCAGGACCUUAGCCAAAGUGCCCGUCUGGCGGUGACAGAAUGAGCCAUAACCUUAGAGAGAAUUCUAAUAAGGUCUGUAGAGCAUUCCAAAAGCCAGUGACUGGUGAGUUUAAUAUCCCUUAAGGAUUCAGCCAUCUGACGUCUGCUUACACCUCUGUACAGGUCUUCCUCCAAAUCAAGGAUCCAGGAACGCAAGGCUCUGGACAAAGCUGAAAUGCAUACAGCCGGAUGGCAUCCUAGUCCCGCAGUCAUGAAGACCUUAUAUAUAUCAGCAUCAAUCCUUUUAUCCAUUUGGUUCCUUUAGGGAAGCAUUGCUAUCUAUUGGAAGCGUGGAUCUUUUUGCUACCUUAAUGAUAGGAGCAUCUAUUUUUGGGACAGCUGUCCACAUUCUAGAAUCUUCCUUCUUAAUCGGAUACAACUUGGAAAGUCUUCCUUGACUAGUAAUCCUUUUACCUGGAUUAUGCCACUCGUUCCGCAUCAGAUCUUUAAUAGAGCUGUGAACCGGGAAAGAAGGUAAUUUCUUGUGUAAAUCACCAAAGUGUCUGUCAGAAGCCGAACAUUCCUUGACCUCUUCAGGUAAAUCUAAUGUUCUAAUCUGGGUGGUGAUUUUAGGAGUUAUAUAAGGGUUGUUGUCAUUAGCUUAGCUAAUAUAGCUUGGUUGCUUCAUUUAAGUGCUGCUUCUAAGUGUGUGGUUGGAUAUAUUCUGGAGAGUUUUACAGAAGCUUCAGCUGUAUAAGAUUUUACUAAGAGUUUUCUUUUCUACUGUUACAGGUAAGAUUCAUCUGUAGGAAAAGGUUACUGAUUGUACAAGGUUUGAUUUCCUGUUGGUAAUUUGGUAAGGCAUUUGAUUUGAUUAAGCUAGUUACUUGCUAUUGAUUCCGAGUUAAUUAGCUAUUGUUUGCAAAUAAGAAGAGGCCUACCCAGGUGUUAAACAUUCCUAGUGGGUGGUGAUUUUAGGAGUUAUAUAAGGGUUGUUGUCAUUAGCUUGGCUAAUAUAGCUUGGUUGCUUCAUCUAAGUGCUGCUUUUAAGUGUGUGGUUGGAGAUACAUAAUUGAGAAAAGGAAAGUAAAACAAGGAUUAGUUAGAUUAAAAACAAAAGAAGGAAGGUAUGUAGAUGAGGAUAAAGGUCUAGCUGACUGCCUCAAUUAAUAUUUUUGUUCAGUAUUUACAGAGGAAAAUGAAGGAAAGGGACCUCAGUUAGGAAAAAGAACAAAUAAGUAAUUUAUUACAUGUGAGUUUACAGAGGAGGAGGUUCUAUUUCAACUGUCAAAAGUAAAGACAAAUAAGUCAAUGGGACCUGAUGGAAUACACCCAACGUUAUUAAAAGAGCUUAGUGGUGUACUAGCAAAACCAUUAACAGAUUUAUUUAACCAAUCAUUGUUAAAGGACCACUCUAGGCACCCAGACCACUUCAGCUUAAUGCUAUGUUUAUAAAUAGGUUAAUCCAGCCUCUAAUGCCUCUAGUGACUGUCUCAUUGACAGCCACUAGAGGCGUUUGCGUGCUUCUCACUGUGAAAAUCACAGUGAGAAGUCGCCAGCGUCCAUAGGAAAGCAUUAUGAAUGCUUUCCUAUGAGACUGGCUGAAUGCGCGUCUCGGAAGAUAUAUCUGAUGUUGUGAUUUAGGACUGUUUUAUGAAUAUUUUAUCACUUAGUCAUGAACGCUGGCCAAAGUUAGCGUUUUUAUUCGUUUUUUUGCAUUUUUUUUUAAACAAACUGCACUUUUACUGGUGAUAUCAUCGUCAUAAUACGUUUUACUUUUUAAAACACUCAUAUUUGUGUUCAGCGAAGUCUCCCGAGUAUAACUGUGAUGAGAUUCCAGCAUGGUCAAAAUUUAGUAUGCUGAAAUCUCCACAUGGCAUAUGCUAAUUAGUAUCUGAUUACAAACAGUUGGAUGAGUCAUCAGUAUAUUGAGCAUAUGCAGGAAUGCAGGAACUGAAAUCACACUCCUUUCUCCUUUGUUUCGGAUGAGCCAUGUGGUCAUAUAAGGUGAUCCUGCAUAUCCUGUGUGCUGAUUGGUCUGAGGAAUAUAGGAGGGGUUAUACUGUAUGGGAGAGGAUAUGCUGCUAACAAAAGGCCUCUGAACCAUGCUUUCUGCCUCUCAGAUAUUUUUGGAACAGGAGUUCAUCUGAGACCCGAUCGGUGUGUAAAUAAAAGACCUGUUACUUCCUGAAGACUUGUGUCCAUAUCUCUAUGUGUGGCUUCUGCGGUUUGUUCCUGUUCCUCGGGUAACAUUUUUGGUGCAUUGGGUCCGGGAACCUCAUCACACGGAAGCUGGCGCAGAGAUUUGAGACGGUAAACUUUUACCAACGUUCUCCACGGCAGCACCCCUGAACUUCUGCUUGGACCUCCUUUCGUCUCGGAGCCACAGGCCUUUUGUCCAGGAGAUCAUCGGCCUUUAUGUAGUAAGUACCGGGGGGGGUGCCCCAUCGAUGAGUGUAAACCCAGGUCCAGGAACUAAAAGGUAAGACUGAUACCGUUAGAGUGGUAGGCCCACAAGGAGUUUUAUAUUUGGAACCGGUUAUUGGAUUGCCCCCUCCCUCUGGAGGGAAGAAGCGGAGGCGCACCACUUAUCUCGAAAUUAGACACUCUGUACUCAGCCCGUCUAAUAUAGGUAGUUUGGGUCAGGCUAAAUCUUGGUGUAAAUAUGCUGGACACCGGUGUCCUGUCUUGACUAGCGUGUCUAAGUGUAAAUUUCGGUCGCUAGGUUGGGGAGGCCGGCGAAACUAAGCAGAUUCUGGUGUACAUUCCGUCUGCUAGUUCUCAACCUAUCUUGGCUAAGUGUGCCCGGUUGUAUUACAUAGUUACAUAGUUACAUAGCUGAAAAGAGACUUGCGUCCAUCAAGUUCAGCCUUCCUCACAUUUGUUUUUUGCUGUGAUCCAAAAGAAGGCAAAAAAAAAAACCCAGUUUGAAGCACAAUUUUGCAACAAGCUAGGAAAAAAAAUCAUUCUUGAUCCCAGAAUGGCAGUCAGAUUUAUCCUUGGAUCAAGCAGUUAUUUACCCUUGUAAAUUCAGCCACUAGACUAUUGAUAGAGUAGAUAGACUAAAUGGGUACUGUUGUAAAUUCCGCCCACUAGUUCGCUAUAUGUGGUGCUUGGGCAGCGUAGACUAACCGAAUCCUGGUGUAAACCGAAACCUGGUGUAAAUAGUUCGAUAGUUCUCGAGGUGCUGGCCAAUUAGAGUAGUUGGGUUUGCUGUAGUUACAGAGCUACAUAGUUACAUAGUUACAUUGCUGAAAAGAGACUUGCGUCCAUCAAGUUCAGCCUACCUAAUCAAGUUCAGCCUACCUGUAAAUGUUGUAAAAUACGCUGUAAUUGGUGAAAUGUAUGUCCUGCUAGAAAGCUUGAACUCUGCCGUUUAGCGGACGUGUAAAUUGUGUGUAUAGUGUAAAAUAGCGCACGGUACCAUAACCACUGACAUGUACCAUAACCACUGACUUGUACCAUAACAACUGAUAUUACGUGAAAAAUACUAAAAUUACUGUUUAACCUUGCAUGUGUACUAACUGAUAUUGUAACUUUAAAGUCAUAAUUGUCUAAACUGUAUAAUAGUUACUAACCGUACCAUAACCACUGACUGUAGAGACAAAAUUGUUGAAAUGUUAUGCUAUCGGUUAGUUAAUGUUGAUUUAUUGUGUGGACAAUUGUAUGACUUGCUUAAUAGUUGCAUUGAUUGGUAUAUAGUGUUUGUUGAGUCUUGAUUUUACUUGUGUGUGCAACGUCGUGAUAUUGUUGAGCAUGUGAGGAUGCUGUUUGUGCGUGCACAUGUGUGUUUGGGCCUAGUAACUGUGCGAUGUGGUGCUGGUGAUAAGGAGAUUGGUAUGACUGUUCAAACUAUGUGUAUAUUUGUACAGCUUUUGAAUCAGACGUUCUGUUGAAAUCAUCUUCUGAUUCACAAGGCUGUUGGUCCUUUGUCUUGUAUGUUAAAUAAAAAAAUAAAAAAACCUGUGUAGUAGGGAGUGGCCUGUCAGGUAGGCCGCAUGGCCUCCAUGUGGCAGUUUUGACUUAAAUUUAGUGCAGGGUGUACAUGUGGCUGUAACUAGUAGGCCGGAAUUCUAUGAUCACUUUCCAUAUAUUGACUGUUGGAAACCGAUUGUUGAAAAACUGCCUUGGUGAAUUAAACUGUGUCAUGAGGAACAAUGGAGCCACAUGGUGGUCAGAACUAAGGCCUUAAUUCUACCUAGUUUGGACACCUCACCCCCUUGCAUCUGAUUGCCAACCCCCUUAUUCAUCCUCCAGAGCCAGAGUAGCCACUCCCCCACUCUUCCUCCCAAGCUAAAACUGGUGUAGCUGUUAUUUGCACUCCCCCUGCUCUAUUGUCCCCACCUACCCACAUACCUAUCUGUUACAUUGAUAUUACAUUGUUUAAUCAUCUUUAACUCUAUACUGGCAUACAACAGACAGAAGUAGGAUUGCUUACCCUAUUUUAAUAUAUUUAUUGCUAUAAGGUUUUAUUUUAUGUAUAAAUAUAUUAAAAGUUAAGUUUUAUUAUUAGACCCAUAAAGAUUAUUUUGAUACAAUUACUUACCUUCUGGUGACACCUACUGGUAGGUUUUUGGUUUAACACUUUUUUUAUUUUUUUCAUCCACCAAAUGCUGGCUAGUAAAAUUAGGUCACCCCCUUCCACCUAUCUUACUACUCCCAGACCGGAACCUAUUACUGAGCAGCCUUGCCGAAGUCCCAUACUAACCCGACAAUUGACUGGCACCCUUCCGACAUUGCCAAAUGCCCCUCUGACUUACACCGGGCCCAACAUACGUUGAUGGAAAUAGCCAAAUAAAACGGGCAGAUCCAGUGUUUGUCUAUGUCCCUUCACCACAACUGAUCUAUUCAAUUGGAAGACUCAUAACUCUUCGUAUACCGACAAACCUCAAGUCAUGACAGAUUUGGUUACCUCUAUUAUACAAACACACAAUCCCACCUGGGCCGAUUGCCAGCAAUUAUUAUUAACUUUAUUUAAUUGUGAGGAAAGGACCCGGAUUAAUCAAGCGGCUAUUAACCCCUUAAGGACACAUGACAUGUGUGACAUGUCAUGAUUCCCUUUUAUUCCAGAAAUUUGGUCCUUAAGGGGUUAAAGCGCUUGAGGAAACGGCCUGUACUCAAAAUCAGGCCAAUCCAGCUGCAUGGGCUGCAGCCCAUUAUCCAAAUGUUGACCCAAAUUGGAAUGUGAAUGGUGCUGACAUGCCCCAAUUAAGGGCUUAUCGGGAAGCCAUUAUUGCUGGAAGAAGGCAAUCAAUAUAUCAAAGACGGCUGAGAUGUUGCAAAAGGUUGAUGAGUCACCUAGUGCCUUUUAUGAAAGAUUAUUGGAGUCAUAUAGAUUGUAUACUCCUCUUAAUCCAGAGGCCCCUGCGAAUUCUCGAAUGAUUAACUCAGCAUUUGUCAGCCAGGCCCAAGGUGAUAUUAAAAGAAAAUUGCAAAAGUUAGAGGGAUUUGUAGGGAUGUCCAUAUCACAGCUAAUGGAGAUCGCAAAUAAAGUAUAUAUGAAUAGGGAAACUGAGACAAAGCAUGAGGAGGAACGUAAGAUGAGGAAGAAAAUAGACAUGUUAGUGGUAGCUAUUUCAGGCGUAGCUAGAGAAGGAGGGGAGAUGAAUAGAGGAGUUGAGAAUAGGAUCUCUAAUCCACCAAAUUUUAUUGAUAAGUUUGGAAAUCUAUUUGGGUUCAAAAUACAUGGUACAGAAGUAGGUCCAGGGACCAUAAUAUAUGUAGGACUUGAAACUGAGAUUACAGCUUCUCAGACUCAUCAGGUUUUGCAUUCCUUCUAUGAGGAGAUGAGUGUUGAGGAUAAAAUUCCCCAUAAUGUUACAUAUGACAUCUAUCAUAGGCCAUGUAUGUUUAGCUAGGAAAGGGCCAUUGUAUACCACACCUGUUGGCAAGUUAAUAUGUCUAGGACAGAAAGCCUAUAAUGCCGAUACUAAAGAUACUACUUGGUGGUCAGCUUCAAAUGUCUCAGAGUCUACUAAUCCGUUUACCAAUUACACCCAUUUAAAAGAGGUAUGGUUUGACUUAUCUGCUACAUCCAAUUGGAAAGCCCCAGCGAAUUUAUAUUGGAUCUGUAGUAAGAAAGCAUAUUCAGAGUUACCACAAGAUUGGGAGGGAGCAUGUGUAUUAGGUAUGCUCAAACCAUCCUUCUUCUUGUUGCCAAUUGAGACAGGAGAGACAUUGGGAGUUAAGGUUUAUGAUGUGAAUCAUAAAAAGAAGCGAGCAUCCUUGAAUAUAGGUAGUUGGAAAGAUGAGUGGCCUCCCCAACGUAUCAUAAAUUACUAUGGACCUGCUACCUGGGCUGAAGAUGGUACUUAUGGAUAUAGAACCCCAAUAUAUAUGCUCAACCAUAUUAUAAGACUACAGGUGGUGGUUGAGAUUAUCACCAAUGAAACAGCGCAAGCACUUAAUCUUCUAGCUAAGCAAAAAACUCGGAUGAGAUCAGCCAUCUAUCAAAAUAGAUUAGCUCUGGACUACUUAUUAGCAGUAGAGGGAGGUGUAUGCAGAAAGUUUAAUCUUAGCAACUGUUGUUUGAACAUAGAUAAUGAAGGGCAGGCAGUGACUGAACUUACAAGCCACAUGGUUAAACUUACGCAUGUACCGACUCAGGUCUGGAAUGGGCAUAAUCCUAGUAGUUGGUUUGGAAGUUGGUAUGAGCAGCUUGGAGGGAUUAAGGCGUUAGUAGGAGGAGCAAUAUUCAUUAUAUUCUUAUGUCUCUUUCUGCCCUGCCUAAUUCCAUUAGUGGUCAGAUCUAUACGUAGUAUCAUAGAGAGUACUCUAGAAAGAAAGACAGCUGUUCAUGUAAUAGCUGUCUGGAAGUAUGAACCUCUAGCCCAGAGAGAGAACAUAUUCAGGAUGAGGAAUGCUGAAGGAGUUUGUGAUGAUGCUAAGAUGCUUACAAGGUCUGCUCUGGUCCAUGGCUACUUGAGUGGUGUUGGCAAAUUAUGGUUAGUGAUGCAUCUGGAAUAAUUUUGUAUCAGAGGCAUCAAAGGGGGGAAUGUGAUGGGAUUCCAGCAUGGUCAAAAUUUAUUAGGCCGAAAUCUCCACAUGGCAUAUGCUAAUCAGUAUCUGAUUACAGACAGUUGGAUGAGUCAUCAGUAUAUUGAGCAUGUGCAGGAAUGCAGGAACUGAAAUCACACUCCUUUCUCCUUUGUUUCGGAUGAGCCAUGUGGUCUGCCCAUAUAAGGUGAUCCUGAAUAUACUGUGUGCUGAUUGGUCUGAGGAAUAUAGGAGGGGUUAUACUGUAUGGGAGGGGAUAUGCUGCUAACAAAAGGCUUCUGAACCAUGCUUUUUGCCUCUCAGAUAUUUUUGGAACAGGAGUUCAUCUGAGACCCGAUCGGUGUGUAAAUAAAAGAUCUGUUACUUCCUGAAGACUUGUGUCCAUAUCUCUAUGUGUGGUUUCUGUGGUUUGUUCCUCCAGUAACAUAACAAUACCCCCCCUUCUCCCAUGUAAAGGUGUUAUGGUGUUUUGGAAAGUUGCGGGGUUAAAUAUAGGGUUUGCCAAUUAAAUUCUCUGGGCUGCCUGCCUGGUUGUCAGGCAGGUCCCUCAAAUUAUAAUUAAUAAAAUCAAAUAAUUAUGUAAAUUUAAUAUAUAUUAAUAUAUAUAUAGUUAAUACAAUGCUAAACACAAAUCUGCACACCAGUCAAGCCAUAAGACUUGCUUUUUCCACAGAAAUCACAAAUUUGCAGUGUUGUUACUACCGCAAAGGAUUCUGGGUGGGCAUAUGCAAAUUAGUUUAACAAAGAAUCACAUUUUUGCCUCAUUCCAUUUUAAACAUGGAUUCCUUUGAGUCUGUGUUUGCUGUAUACAACAGCUUUGAAACACAACUUAGGAAAAGAUGCAAAGCCAGUGAACCACUCAUGGACAACUGUUUCAUUGUUAAUGCAACUCAUCAGCAUGAGGUUGGUAAUUGGUUUGCUAUUGAGACUUGGUAGUGCUUGGUAAGCAAAAAUGAAAAAGGUUAUGGUGAGAGAAAACCCCUUCCACCUGAAGUCUGUGGAUAGUUAACAUGGAUUCCUUUGAGUCUGUGUAUACAUGUGUGUGUGUGUGUGUGUGUGUGUGUGUGUGCACUGAACAAAAUUAUAAGACUUUUCCCAUGUACACAAAAGGCCUAUUUCUCUUAAAUAUUGUUUACAAAUCUGUGUAUAUCUGUGUUAGUGAGCACUUCUCCUUUGCUGAGAUGAUUAGACAGCAUGAUUAUUGCACAGGUAUUUUUUUUUUUUUAAAGGCAGAUAGGGUUUUCCUCAGAAGACAUAUUUAAAUGUAUAACAAAAGUAAACUAAAACUGAUUUAUUAUGCUAAAGUAAUUUCAGUGAUUAUAGUUGUGACGGAGCUCUCUGUACCCGUGGCUCGGUACCUCCGCCAAGGAUUGCUUCAUAGCUGGUACAGGGGGAAAAUUGCAGCACUUCUGCCCACAGUGGCUUGACUAGGGCCCUGGAACCGUUCCCUCCUGGAGCCUAAUGGGGAACUCGCUCUAUCCACCCCCAGGCACUGGACAACACUCACUCCUGGGAGCCCUAGUUCUUACAAGGACUUUCCCCGUUGAAUCCUACAAGCUGGAACAAGCUGGAACAGUUAUUAGCCAUUUCCCCUCCCAGUAACCAGAUGACACAUAGUUCUGGAAUAUCUUUAUUGGCAGCCACGACUGGCCUUAUAUGCAGGUCCCCAUGGAAGGGGCACUCCCAUGGACCUGAGAGUAGACUUCAGUAAAAAUAUACACACAAUUACAGAUAUACACACUCAGGUCCAGGACACUCCAACAUAAAACAAGAUAAUCCCUCCUCUGUGUCUGGGAGAUAAUUGAGUCAAGCACUGUAUUAAACUCAAUUACCUACAGGCGUAAAAAUAAUCACAUUUCCUAAACACCCCAAAAGUACCUUAAAAUACAUAAAGCCCCCUAAAGUUACAUCCACUGAUAGCCCCGAUCUGGAUGACCAACAUAUCCAAAAAUCACCCAGAUUGGUUCAGGGGUACAGGAUUUUCCUGGAAGUCAUAAUUUGACUGACCGCACCCAGACGAAUACUUAGAACACUGCGGUGGAAAUUGCUACAAAGUACCAAUUAGGCUUAACAAGCUCCAGGGUGGUCUCCGGUUCGUGCGGCUGUUUGAUUCCCGAACCAUAUAGUCCAAAUACAUUAAUGGAGACUUUCACAUCACAUUUUUCAGGGUUCAUAGACUGUGGGCAGGAAGCUGGCAAGCAGGCUCCUCCAGGAGCUCGUGGCAAACUCACUUGGAAAGGGGAGUUUGUCACAAUAGUGUCCCCUUAAGUAAACGUAAAUCACACAUUUGAUAUUCAUCAACAAGUUAACAACUGGCAAUAAUCCAUUAGCGAUGUUGAAUUAAUCACAAUCUUGUUGUUCCAAUUAUUUUUGUUUUAGUUUUCUAUUUUUGUUAUGCAUGUUUAGGCAUUCAGGAUAUUGAUGACAUACCAAACAAGAGUAAAUGUAGUAAGAACAAUGCAAUCAUGGUAAAAAACAUGUCAUAGGACACUUUUUAGGUUAAAUAGCAUGAGUGAAAUAAGCAUGUCUCUCUAUGAGGGUAAUUAAAAGGUUGAUAAACAGGAUUGUGUAAGAGUAUUACAUGUUACUGUCUUAACAAUUUGGUGAUAACAGGUCAACAUAAGAGAUAGUAAGAUCAGGCUAUAAGUGGCUGUAACCCCCAGGCAAGGGGGGGAGUAGGGGGAAAAUGGCAUUCCAAUAAUUUUGAAUACCACUUUGCCAUUCUCAGUGAUUAUUAUCGGUGAUACAGUGCACUAUAUAUGGUGCAUCUCUCAAGAACACCCUUGCAAAAUUUGGGUUGAAACUGCAGUUUAAAAUUAGGGGUAUGCCACGCUCUAUAUAACAGCAACCAUAUACUGUUAAAUAUCAGACUCUGUACAGGUUCUUAAACAGCUAUUUGAUAAAUACUUGCAAAAGCAUAAUAUACAGGGAUAAUAUUUUUAAUCAGUGGGGUAAUAGAUUCUUGAUCCAGGAAGAUAUCUGACUGCCAUUAUUGGGUCAAGAAGGAUUUUUUCCCUAGUUUGUUGCAAAAUUGGAAGCUCUUCAAACUGGGUUUUUUGCAUUCCUUUGUAUUAACAGCAAAAACAAAUGUGAGAAAGGCUGAACUUGGUGGACAUAAGUCUCUUUUCAGCUAUGUAACCAUGUAAUUAUGUAACCUGCAUUUAAAAGCCAAAUAGAUUGGGGCCCAUGAUGAGUGAUCACAAUGGGAGUUGGUUAAAAUAAUACCAUUACCUUGUUAAUUGUCUUAGUAGUCAGCUAAAACAUGAAAUUAUUGGCAAUAGAUCCCAAGUCAAUCAUCGAGCCAGGGAACCAAUCUAAGUCUAUUGUUGGACUGUACUCACUACUUUUACAGAGACUGCCUCCAGCCCUUCCACAUGGUAUGGAAUCAGAAUUCUGCAACAGUUUGUCACAGCAUUUCAAGGCCUGAGCAGUCUCUAUAACAGUAUUGCUGAAUGCCUCAUUCUUGAGACAUCUAGCUGUAGCCUGGGACAUGCUUUAAUCAGCAUCUUUAAGAUUGUACGCUCAUAUGUGCAGGGCCCUCUUUACCUCCUGUUCUCAUGUGUCAUACAUGUUUUGUUACUUAAAUGUUCGUCUUGUUACCUAUUGUACAGCGGUGAAGAAUACAUUGGCUCUAUAUAAAUAAUUGUACUGGGUGUUCCACUGCAAACAGUAAUGAACUGUAGGAAAUAUAUUAAAUGACUAUAGCAGGAAUGCCUUGCUUAAAGGGACACUGUAGGCACCCAGACCACUUCAGCUCAUUGAAGUGGUUUGGGCACAAUGUCCUAUCACCCUUAACCCUAGAGUGGUAAUUAUUGCAAUUUUUAUUAACUGCAAUAAUUACCUGCUAGGGUUAACUCCUCCUAGUGCCUGUCUACCAGACAGCCACUAGAGGGAUAUUCGGGCUCGAAGGCGACUUUUGGUCGCUUAAACAACGCUGGACAUCCUCAGGCUAUGCAUGAGUACGUCCAGCGUCACCAAAAUCUCAAUAGGAAAGCACUGAAUAAUGCUUUCCUAUGGGGAAAUCCUAAUGCAAGUGCAGCCAUUGCCACGCAUGAGCAUUGGUCUCCCCUGCCAGCUGACGUUGGUGGGGGAGGAGCAUGGGCGGAGUUGACAGAAGGUAAGUGAUUAUUAAACCCUUCUGCACCACGGGGGAAGGGAGCAUUGACCAAGAGGGAAACUAUAGUUUCCGUUUAAUAAGAGGAGGGCUGGUGCAACACCUUUUUCUCGUUGUUUUUAAUGCAACCUCAGCCCAUCCAGGUAGUUUAUGACAUAUACCCUUUGUCCAGCACAGUACUAUUAAGUCUCCUUUACAGGUUUCCAAGAUGGAGCUAGUCACAAAGCUGAACUAAGCUCUUAUAAGCAGCUGCUCUCUUCCUAGGCAGAAGUUUUAUUCAUUUGAUGAACUGAACACAACGAGAAAGCCAGGAUUGUCUGAAAGAUAGUCUGCUCAGUUGUCGGGGAAGAGUUUAUUGCAAAAAGCUUUAAAACCUGCGGAAUACCAGCAAAUAUAAAAUAAACUUUUUUUUAUUUAAAAUGUUAGUAUGUUUUUUACAUUCUAUAUCAGGGAUAGGCAACCUUUUGGUAGCACUUAUGGUCCCGACCCUAUAUUAUUGAAAUAAAGUUUAUGUAUGUUGAUAAAUUCUUGAGUUAUGUAAAGGUGUGGAGGAUAGUUUGUAUAGUUGUACAUGUGUGGAGCUUUAGAUAUGUAUGUGAGAUGUCUGUGGUGUUAUGUGAGUGUACAUACGUGCUGUGUAUAGUGUUGUUUUUUGUAUUGUGUGGAUAUUGUUUGUAGGUUGAGUUGCCACCUUUCUUGGAAAAAAAUACCGCCCAUGCUAAUUUGCAUAAUCAAUUAGUGUAGAUUAGAUUAUCCUUUUUAGUCCCGUAGACAAGAUGCCAAAAUACCAGAGUAUUUCAGUAUGCAAUGAUACCUUUUAUUGGACUAACAUAGACAAGCUUUCAAGAGUUUUCCUCUCUUCCUCAGGUCUGAAGCAAUACAGAUCAAUCUGAUAGAGUUUAACACUUAAAACAACUGAUGUUAGAGGAGGGGAGGGAACGGGGUGUCAUAAAUAGCAGAAGAUGUGCCUGGAAGUGAAAGGUGCAGGUUGGCUGAGAAUAGCCAGAGAAGGUAAAUAAACAGAGGAGAGUCAAUAAGCUUGACGGACGACGGACCCGGUCCAUCAUGCUGGGGAAGCACUUAACGACGGAUGACGGACCUGGUCCGUCAUUGCGCAAAAAUUACCCCAGAUCGCCGCCAUCGCGGCUAUCGCGGGGUUAACCUGCCCACGAUUGCACUGUCCCUGCAGCUGUAAUUACUCCUGGUCCGCCUCCCUGCACUUCCGCGUUCAGUGUGAAGUGUAGGGAGACGGAUCAGUGCUGGACGGAUUCUCCCUGCAAAAAAACCCCACAAAAGUUAAAGUUAAAUACCACCCCCUCUCCCGUGUUUUAAUAAAAGUAACCCCUUCACUGACAUUUGAUCACUGACUACAGUGACCAUACAUAUAACACAUAUACAUAUACAACAGAUAAUACACUUUGUAUAGGAUAAAAUAGUGCCUGGUUACAUCAAUAUAUUAACACCAAUAUAUUAUGUGAGAAAGCACAGAGUAGUGCAAAGAUAGAGGUGAAAUAAACGUGAGGUAUUAAAACUUUAAAAUAUUGAUACAAAAGAAUAAUAUAUAACUUGUAUUUGUUACUAAAUGACCUUAUAAAAUACUAUUUAUCUCAAAGUCAAUGUUAAGACCCAUAGGUGUUAGGGUGCUCAUUUCAAAGAUCCAUUUUACAUCUUGGGUACUCAGUUUUUGGGGGAGAUUUCCUCCCCUCCAGUGCAAUCUCACUUUCUUUCUUUAUAGCACAGAAUUCUAGGGAUUUUGGAUCUGAUCCAUGUUUCUCUAGAAAAUGUUUGGAUACACUGUGGUUUGUGAAUCCUUUCUUUAAGUUCUUUAUAUGUUCACCCAUUCUGGUAUUUAUGGGUCUUGAUGUCUUUUCUAUGUAUCGAUAUCCGCAUGUACAGUUAAGUAAAUAAAUUACAUUGCUCUUAUGGCAUGUAAUCAAAGAUUUAAUUUUGAAUAAUUUUUUUGUAACGGAUAAACUAAAUACUGUUACAUUUUUGUUCGAUAUGUCUGUAUUUUUACGUGCAUUACACAUACCAUAGUGAAAAAACUUUUUGACUCCUUGACCAAUUAAAUAAAAAAUUAUUAAUUGUUAUCCAUGAUUCAUUUUCCUAGAAAACUGUUCGUUAAAAUUUGUUUAAAAUGUUUUGCCCCCCCUAAAAAUGUUUCUUGUAGUUGGCCACCAGGUUUGCACACAUCUCAGGAGGGAUUUUUUCCCACUCCUCUUUGCAAAUCCUCUCCAAGUCAUAAAGGUUUCGAGGCUGACGUUCCCUCCACAGAUUUUCUAUGGGAUUAGGGUCGGGAGACUGGCUAGGCCACUUCGGGACCUUAAUGUGUUUCUUCUUCAGCCACUCCUUUGUUGCCUUGGCUUUGUGUUUUGGGUCAUUGUCAUGCUGGAAUACCCAUCCACGACAAGUUUUUAAUGCCCAGGAUCACCCAAGAUUUGACGGUACAUGGCCCCGUCCAUCGUCUUUUUGAUAUGGUGCCGUAAUCCUGUCCCCUUAGCUGAAAAACACCCCCAAAGCAUAAUGUUUCCACCUCCAUGUUUGACAGUGGGUAUUGUGCUCUUGGGUAUUGCAGCAUUCCUUCUCCUCCAAACACGUUGAGUUGAGUUGAUGCCACGGGGCUCGAUUUCGGUCUCAUCUGACCAUAACACUCUCACCCAGUUCUCCUCUAAAUCAUGUGGAUGUUCAUUGGCAAACUUCAGACGGGCCUGUACAUUUGCUUUCUUGAGCAGGGGGAUCUUGCAGGCGCUGCAGUAUUUCAGUCCUUCAUGGCGUAGUGUGUUUUUCUGAGUGACAAUGGUCCCAGCUGUCUUGAGAUCAUUAGCAAGAUCCAGCAAUAAACAAAAUAGUCUAGUACCCCCUGAGUGAAGAUAUCACAACAGGGGUGGCCAGUAUGAGUGGCACCCUAUCACUCUGGGCAUGAACCCUGGAAACAUUACUAUAAAAAGCAAAGUGAGGAAAUCUUUAUCAAAGAAAUUCAUCUAGGGUACUGAUGGAUGAGAGGCUGAAGUAAAUAAGUACUAGUAAUAAUAGUUAAUAAUAAUAGUACAUAAUGAGGAAAGUAUCUAACAUGUAUAUCGAGGCACAGACUUUCAUUAAAGUUGAAAAACUAAUAGGCUUUAUUAUAAUUGCCAAACAUGUAUUAGGCACAAAUUAUCCCAACUAUAUAAAUAAACAUUGCUUAUAAGUAAUAUGCUCAAACAUGGUUGGUAGCAUUGAACACCUUCUACAAAUGAGCCCAUAGUCUCUAAUAAUGUUUAACUCUAGGGUAUACUGGAUCACUAUUAUAGUGAUAUCUAGUAUCAGCUAAGAAGGCUAGAUAUUCCCUAAGACAUCUUCAUGGAUGUCAAUUAGGCUAAAUUCCCCCUAGCUCUACGUGGUUCCAAGAGUAAUAUCUAAAUACUAUUUGCAGCUACCUUGGCUAGAGAUUCUCUGAGCUCCUCAACAGUCUCCAGAGAGACUAAUUAUCCCUAUAGCUGUGAAUGGAAAAGGCUUCAGGCGCCUGCCACUGUACCCCACACUCCCAUAUAGCUCUUCCUCAUUAUGGAUUAAAUAAAAAUCAAAGUGAAACAAAACGUGAUCAAUCAGUGCAUAGUGCUAUUUGAAAAAAAUUCCAGACGCGCGUUUCGGUGCUAUAAUGGCACCUUCGUCACUUGAGGAAAUUUGAGAAUGGCAGUCCCUGGCUUUUAAAAGACUUUAGAGUCCACCUUCAUUUUCCUUAUUAGCCAAUCAUACCUUAUUGGAGUCUUGAAGCUCAGCUGAGCCACAUCCAGCUAUCAGGCUUCCCCGAUGUCAUCAUUUUCUAAACAUACACCCGGGACCUCGCUCUCAGAGAACAAUAUUUUAUCUUGGACGAAACAAACAGGAACAUAUUUUACUGAUGAUUGUAUACAUUUCAUUUCUCAGAUGCAACUCUCCUAUCUUAUAAUGUUGAAACACUAUCUGAAUAAAUCCUCUAAGUAAAAUCUAAGGUUAAAAAGGUACAAUUCCAUCAAUAUAAAUUCUCUUGUAAAAUAAAGUAUCACUGUAUGAUUGCAUGAUUUGCAUGACUGCUGAAUGCAUGAUUUAUUCACAUUAGAUCAUUAUUUAGUAUAGUUUGAUUGCAGUCACAAAAAGUGAAGGUAAUAUUUUCUAGUCCUUGGAUUCAUUUUCAAUUAUGUUUGUGUUAAGUGACCACUUUGUGUUGUUUCAGGGUUUAAAAAUGUUAAGUGGAAAUAUUAUAGGAGAGAGUCCAAUAGAUUGGUAAUCUCUAUAUUGCAACCAUCAAAGGUUGAAAGACAGGGGAUAUGCUUAGUGAGAGUCUUAUCUACUAAGUAGUGGAUUGUGAAAUGCAGAAUUGACUUCUGUUUAUUAUAGACAAGUCAGUUUCUCCAUAUGCUGUGUUUCAGUCUCACCAUAUCCUCAGGAGAAAACGCUAGAGCUAAAUGUUAAAGGUUUAUAGCUAAAGAAAUGGUAAGUGGCUAAUACAAAUAUAAGUAGAAAUAUAUAUAUAUAUAUAUAUAUAUGUGAACACAUUGAUUCUUUGUGGUAAUUAUAAUCAGCCAACAUUUUUAAAUUAAAGAUCAUUAUUAAAUGCAGAGUAUGUGAACCCUUUGUUUAGCCCAAGUGGAGAGAGUGUUCCCAGAUAAUAUAUCCAGAAGCACUCCCUCCUCAAGAGGCGUUUAUUAAAAUUGCCCUUUCUUUGGUCGGUGUUACCAGUUAAAUGCCUUGGAAUUUCAGUCCAUUAGGGGUUGCCCUGGUGUGUGCAUUUAACAUGUCAGGAUAUUGGAGUUUCAAUUUUCCUGAUGGUCUUUACUGAAUUCACAUGCUCUAAAAGGCGUCUUUUAAAGGGAUGAAAAGUUUUGCCUACAUACAUGAAGCCACAUUGGCAGGUUAGGAGAUAUAUUAGACCCUUUGUACCGCAGUUGAAAAAGGACUUCACUGUAAACUUUUCAUUAUGUUUGCUAUUUUCAAAGUAUUUUGAAUCUUUUGAGAUUAAGGUGCAAGCUUUACACCGUCCACAUUUAUAUGUCCUUUUCAAUUUGUUGGACAGCCAUUGUGGUGGUGUACUUGCUCUUUGGAAGUGAAUGUGUACUAGGAGAUCUUUUAAGUUUUUUCCCCUCCUCGCUGUUAUAGCUGCAUGGAGGGGGAUUACAUUCUUAAAAUGUUCAUCCUGUCUGAGGAUGGGCCAGAAUCUGUCCAUAGUGCUUUUUUCAUUUUCCCUGCCCGAAUCAUAAAACUCCAAUUUGUCACAAUCAGAGACUAAGACCUUAAAAAGCUUACAACAAAGAAAAUAAAUAACUAUAAAACCAUCUGAUAAAGGUGGCAAUAUUGUGAUACUAAGCACUGCUCAGUACCUACAAACGACCAAUAGGAUUCUCUCUGACAAUUCCACAUAUAAUGUCCUUGAAUCUGACCCAACCAUAUGUUUCUUGAGUAGGCUGAAAUUGAUUCUGCAGAAGGGUCCUGACAAUAAACUCAUCUCCAAAGGAGAGUAUGACUUUAUUCUUAAUCAACACCCACGAAGAGCCACUUUCUAUGGCCUGCCCAAGAUACAUAAAAAACACCCAUCCCUAUCUGGCAGACCAAUAGUGUCAGGUAAUGGCAACCUGACACAGGAUAUAAGUGUCUACAUUGACCAUAUCUUAAGACCUCUGGUAGUUAGGUUGCCAUCUUAUUUAAGGGACACCAAGCAUACCCUGACAGUAUUGGCAGAUAUACAACUACCUCAGGGGUCACUGCUAUGUGGUCUCGAUGUUGAAGCACUUUACAGCUCUAUCCCUCACCAUUUAGGUCUGAAACGUGUACAAUUUUUCCUUUCCAAAAGAGUUCCACAGCUAAACAAUCACAAUCUAUCUGUGACUGAUCUAUUAUAAGUUUGUACUGAUGCAUAAUUAUAUUUUGUUUGAUGGCAAAUACUUCCUCUAGGUGCAAGGGAAUGCUAUGGGGAUGGCUUGAGCCCCCUCGUUUGCCAACUUGCACCUGGGAUGGUGGAAAGAGAAAGUUGUUUUCACUGAUCAAUUAGCCAAUUUCGUGCCAAAAACACACACCUGGAAGCGUUAUAUAGAUGACGUACUGGUUGUCUAUCUGGGGACAGGUGAUGAAUUCCUAACCUUUGUGCAAUUUACUUUGUCCUAACUGCUUAGUCGAUCUCUUCCCAUUCCCUAUAAAAUUAACAAGGUCCAUGUCUGUGAAAGAGAAGGCAUAUUAUUUGCAACAAUAUAUCUAUUUAGAGAUUCAUCUCUUUAGACCUUUUCGUAUCCACUCUUUUGGAAUUGAGAGUUUUUCUAUCUUGCUCUGCUAUAUCAGCUUGCACUUCUUAUUUAUAUAGUUGGGAUAAUUUGUGACUAAUACAUUUUUGGCAGUUAUAAUACAGUCUAGUUUAUCCACCUUAAUGAAAUUCUGUGCCUUGAUAUACAUGAUAGAUACUUUCCUCGUUAUGUUUCAACUUGGUGCAGGAAAGAGGGUUUUGUUUUUUUAGAGCACUGGGCACUUUAUUUUUGCACUUGGGUAAACUAGUAGUAGGGGGGGAGGGUCAAAGCAAUCUAGAAAAUGGAGAUAGGAUAAAAAAAGGAGAUAAGCUUUAGCUCAGUAUAAGGGUGGAGAUGGGGGAGGUGAAAGCUCAGAACAGAGGAGGUAUGUAAUAUUCAUGGAAAUUCGCAAAAAAGUACAAAUGACUCAUGAUAAUAUUAAAUGUAUACUUACUAAUGCAAGGAGCCUAUAUAACAAAAUGGGGGAACUAGAGACAAUAGCAUACGCUAAACAAUAUGAUAUAAUAGGCAUAACAGAAACAUGGUGGGAUUAGACACAUAACUGGGCAGUUAACUUAGUUACAUAGUUAGUUACAUAGUUACAUAGUUGAAAAGAGACUUGCGUCCAUCAAGUUCAGCCUUCAUCACAUGUUUUUGCUGUUGAUCCAAAAGAAGGCAAAAAACCUAGUCUGAAGCGCUUCCAAUUUUGCCACAAACUAGGAAAAAAUUCCUUCUUGACCCCAAAAUAGCAGUCAGAUUUUUCCUUGGAUCAAGCAGCUAUUACCCCACUAAUCAGAAAUUAUAUCCCUGUAUGUUAUGUUUUUGCAAGUAUUUAUCCAAUUGCAGUUUAAACAUCUGUAAUAACUCUAACAAAACCACCUCUUUAGGCAGAGAAUUCCAUAUCCUUGAAAGAAGAAAAUGUAAACCGCGCUUUUAAAAAUGUGAAUAAUACAUACAUAUACUUGUAGGUAAUUCCAAUGAGUUUGAAAUCUCGGAAUAAAUAAAAAUAAAAGAAAUAAUAGUGCAGUACAGUAACAAUAAAUAUUAUGAGAUGGUGAUUGUAGCUUGUAAUUCAGUCCACUCACAUUUGUAUGAGCUAUAACAGAGCUCAGCUGUAGUGCGCUUGGACGGUAUAAUCCCCGUCUUAGGAUAUGAUGUUCCAAUUGGUCCAGAUAUUUCGAAGUGCAGCAUGUGUAAUAAAAACAAAAAUAGCAUCCAAUAGUGAAGUAAGUACUAUUAAUAAAAUUAAUAAAAAUUUGGUAACGUACUUACAAUUUUCUGAGCAUGUAACUUGCUCUAGUAUGAACAGCUUAGGUGGUAUAAUCCCCACCAAUGAUAUGCAGAAUCCAGGAAGUAAAAAAUGGAUAUAAAAGUAACUAAUUAACAGUAUACUUUAAUAUAAAACAAAACAUAAUAUCAACAUAAAAUAUAUAAAAGAAAGUCCACUUGACGCGUUUCGCCCGGUAGGCUUCUUCAGAAGUGUGAUAGGAGCUUCCUCUGGGUUCCGUUUUUAUGUGGUCAUAAAUUUUUGAAAAUACUUCCUGGUGUGCUUCUUCCGGUUUCCUGGUUCCCUGUGGAACGCACGCAUCAUACCGGAAGUGACGCGGUAUACGCAUCAUACCGGAAAUGACGCGGCGUCAUAUAUUCGAUGCUGUAUUAAUCUUGCGCAGCUCGUGGAGCGCACGUGCCGCUCAGAAAAGCGUGCGUUGCGUUCCAGGCGCUUACACAGGCCCCUAAAUGAUGGGCAUGCCUAAAAACUAACAUGACGGCCAUGUUAGGUGUGGGCAUAAGAGGAAAAGAAUAAGUAAAGGACAUAUGUCAUUUGAUUACCGAGUUAUUUAAACAGAUAUUUUAGAAACAAUAUUAAUAAAUAUAAAAGAACAUUAUGUACAAAAAAGAGCAAGUAUAUAAAAAAAAAAUAUUAAUAGAAGGGUAAAAAGAUAAUGCUAACAUAAUGGUGGGUUUUUUAAACAUAAAAAAUUUUAAGAUUUCUAAUAUAUAGUAAUACCACAUAAUAGAACAAAAGGCAUAAUACAAUUAUGAACACAAAUACACUCUUAUUGUGUUCAAAGAUAAUAUAAACCAGUGAAUGUUGACAUGAUUAUUAACUUUAAAUAUAAUAUUGAUAUAGUUGUAUGAAGAGGAGUAGUUGUAAAAAAAAUGUAUAAAAAAUAAUACAUAACACUGUGUAAAAAGAAAAGGACAAAUAUGGAUAAAAUGACUUAUGGAUUGUAAUAUAUAUAUAUAUAUAUAAAUAUAUAUAUAUAUAUAUAAAAUAUAAAAUAUAUAUAAAAAGUAUAUAAAAGGAAAACAAUUUUAAAAUUUUAUAAAAAAUUGUAUAAAUCAAAAUCCACAUUGAGUCCAUUUGGGUGUAAAGUGUCUAACUGAUAUACCCACUGCAUUUCUGUUCUUCCAAUCUUUUUUACAACGUCUCCUCCUCUCCAGUGGUUUCUUACAAUGGCAAUCCCAGUGAAUGGAAGGUGCUUAGGAUCAUUAUUAUGCAUGCAGAAGUGAGCCGGUACAGAGUGGUUAUUUAAACCUUUCUCUAUAUUUCUGCAGUGUUCUGCUAUUCUUGUUUGUAAUGGUCUAAUGGUCCUACCUACAUAUUGUAGGCCGCACGGGCAUUCCAGUAGGUAUAUUACAUUUUUACUGUUACAUGUAAUAACAUCCUUAAUAUUGUAUACUUUACCAGUAAUAUUAUUUUUAAAAUCUGUAAUAUCUCUUCUAGUUGUUUUUGUUUUUUUACACACCAUACAACAAUUGCAUUUGUAGAAACCUUUUUUAUCCAUAAAAUUAUUAAUUCUUUUGGGGCUCGUCUUCAUAUAAUUUUUAGUUAGGUGCAUCUUAAGAUUUGGUGCACCUCUAAAUAUUAUCUUAGGUUUAUCAGGAAUUAUUGUUUUUAAAAUAUCGUCUUCUUUUAAUAGGUGCCAGUGUUUCUUUAUAAUAUUCUUUAAUUGUUUAUUUCUAUUAUUAUAAUCUAGCACAAUUGGCAGAGUGAAAUCUGAGUGUUUUGAUUUUGAUUGGAUUGUAUCUUUAUGUAUAAGUUGAUUCCUGUUUAAUCUAGCUGUUUCAUUAAUUGUAAUUUCAAUAUUCUUUCUAUUAUACCCUUUUUGUAUAAAACUUUCCUUUAACACGUUAGCUUGUUUCGUAAACAUGGAUUCGUCUGAGCAAUUUCUUUUAAGGGGCAUUAUUUGACUUUUUGGUAUGCUGUCUAACCAAGUUUUGUUAUGACAGCUAUCCAUACUUAUAUAGUUAUUUACAUUAACAUCUUUAAAAUGUGUUUUCGUUUGUAUUUUAUUGUCUUUAAUGUAAAUAUUCAGGUCGAGAUAAGUAACCAUGGUAUUACUAAAAUCUGCUGUUAGAAAUAUGCCUUCUUCAUUACUAUUUAAAAAAAGAGAUAAAAUCUUUGGCUGAGCUAAUAGACCCUUUCCAAAUAAAAAGAAGGUCAUCUAUAUAACGAGAAUAAGACACCAGGCUAUCCACCCAGCCAUGCCCCCUCCAGACAAAACGGUCCUCCCACUCUGCCAUAUAAAGAUUGGCAUAGCUGGGUGCAAACCUGGUGCCCAUAGCUGUGACAGUUUUCUGUAAAUAAAAGUCAUCUUUAAACCAAAAAUAAUUAUGUCUUAAAAUUAAAUCUAUACCCUCAAUAAUAAAAUCUGCUUGUUCUUGAAAUAUAGAUUUAUCCCGUUCAAGGAUAGAUCUUAUUGCACGACACCCUUUUUCAUGCUGUAUAAUCGUGUACAGGGACUGCACAUCACAAGUAAUAAGUAUAUAAUCUUCUCUCCAGAUUAUAUUUUCCAAUUUUUUGAGAAAGUCUAUCAUAUCUUUUAGAUAUGAUUUUGUUUGUCUGACAUAUGGUUGCAACAUUAUGUCUAUAUAUUCAGAUAAGUUGGAAAGAAGUGAUCCUAUACCCGACACUAUGGGUCGCCCUGGAGGAUCAUACAAGUUUUUAUGUAUUUUUGGGAGAAAAUAUAUAACUGGGAUUUUGGGAAAUUAAAUGUUAAUAUAAUCAUAUUCUUUUGUGUUAAGAAUCCCCAUAUCUCUUCCUUUAUUUAGAAAUAUACUGAAUUUAAGUUUUAUAUCAGCUGUUGGAUCUUUAUUCAAUUUGAUGUAUGUCUUACUGUCAUUUAAUUGUCUGAGGGCUUCUGUUUCAUAUUUAUCUUUAGAUUGGAUGACAAGACCCCCGCCUUUAUCGGUGGGUUUGAUUACUAUUGAAGUAUCAUUAUAUAGGUCUUUGAGUAUUUUCAUUUCCUUCUUAUUCAUAUUUGGCCUAUCUCUCAUUUGUUUAGUAUCUAAAACUUUUAAAUCAUUACAUACUUUUCUUUCGAAAAUAUUUAGAGCACUGGAUUUAAAAUAAGCAGGGUAAAACGUGGAUUUACUUUUUAAAUCACUACUCCUAUAUUCUUUUGGUUUGUCAUUAUCUGUAUUAGCACAUAUAUUCGUAUUGAUAGUAGGUUUAUUUAAAUAAAAACGUUUUAAGGUGGCAUUUCUUACAAAUUUAUUCACAUCUAUAUAUGCUAAGAACGAAUUGUAAGAUUUAGUGGGAGCAAAUUUCAGACCUCUUUUUAAAACAUUCUUUUCAGUUGAAUUCCAUAUACUUAUUGCUCUUACUGUAAAAAAAAAAACUUUUCUUUGCCUUAGAUGAAAUUUUCUUUCUUCUAGCCUAAACGUGUGACCUUGUGUCCUAUGUAUAGCCCUGAUUAUGAAUAGAUUUCCAGAUAAAGGUUUGUACUGGCCCCGAAUAUAUUUGUAUAAUGUUAUCAUAUCCCCUCUCAGGCGUCGUUUUUCCAAACUAAACAGAUUAAAUUUGUUUUAACCUUUCUUCAUACCUAGAAUGCUCCAUUCCUUUUAUUAAUUGUGUAACUUGUCUCUGGACGUUUUCUAGUACCAUGAUAUCUUUCUUUCGAACAGGCGCCCAAAAUUGCACAGCAAACCAGAUGGGUCGGUUAGCUAAUGAAGACCAGGAAAAAGCAGAAAUUUUAAAUAACUAUUUUUCUUCAGUAUAUAUUAAUGAGGAUCCUAUGGCAAGAGAUAUGCAAAUGAUUGCUUCAAAAAACUUUUAGAUAACUUGGGAUUGGAUAACUUGAGACACGGUGCAUCAGCUGUUAAAGAAAAUGAAUGUAAAUAAAGCUCCGGGUCCUGGUGGUAUUCACCCACGAGUACUUAAGGAGCUAAGUGGGGAAAUAAGUGAACCUCUGUUUUUAAUUUUUCAAGAUUCUUUUGUCUCAGGUAUUGUACCGGAGGAUUGGAGGUGGCAGAUGUUGUUCCUUUAUUUAAAAAGGGUUCAAAAUCCUUGCCUGGAAAUUAUAGACCUGUGAGCUUAAUUUCUGUGACUGGGAAAAUAUGUGAAGGGCUAUUAAGGGAUAAUGUUCAGGAAUUCAUUGGGAAUAACUUUGUUAUUAGCAAUAAUCAGCAUGGUUUUAUGAAACACAGGUAAUGUCAAACUAACCUAAUUGCAUUCUACGAAGAAGUAAGUACAAGUAUAGAUCAGGGUGUUGCAGUGGAUGUGAUCUACUUGGAUUUUGCCAGGGCAUUUGAGCAGGCUAUUGCUUUGCUGCAGAGGGAUUUGGAUAGAUUGGGAGACUGGGCACUAAAAUGACAGAUUAAAUUUAACAUAGAGAAAUGCAAAGUUAUGCACUUAGGGGUCAAGAAUGCACAAGCAACUUACACCCUAAAUGGUAGUGAACUAGGGAUAACCACACACGAGAAGGAUUUGGGAAUUGUUAUAGACAACAAAUUAGGCAGCAAUAUACAAUGUAAAUCUGCAGUUUCUAAGGCCAGUAAGGUUUUGUCAUGUAUAAGUAGGGGUAUAAAUUCUCAGGAUGAAAAUAUAAUUUUGCCUCUUUAUAAAUCACUGGUAAGACCACACCUUGAAUAUGCUGUGCAAUCUUGGGCACUUGUUCUAAAUAAGGAUAUCAUGGUAUUAUAAAAAGUGCAGAGUCGAGCUACAAAAUUGAUAAAAGGAAUAGAGCAUUUUAGUUACAAAGAAAGGUAAAAAAAUUGAAAUCUCUUUAGUUUGGAAAAACUGCGCCUCUGAGGGGAUAUGAUAACAUUAUACAAAUAUAUUCGGGGCCAGUACAAACCAUUAUCUGGAAAUCUAUUCAUAAACAGGGCUAUACAUAGGAGACGAGGUCACACAUUUAGGCUGGAAGAAAGGAGAUUUCAUCUAAGGCAGAGAAAAGGUUUUUUUACUGUAAGAGCAAUAAACAUAUGGAAUUCUCUGCCUGAAGAGGUGGUUUUAUCAAAGACAAUACAGAUGUUUAACCCCUUAAGGACCAAACUUCUGGAAUAAAAGGGAAUCAUGACAAUUGGAUCAAUUGGAUCAAAACUUGAAAAAAACACAGCAUACAGGGAAAUAAUUUCUAAUUAGUGGGGUAAUAGCUGCUUGAACCAAGGAGAAGUCUGACUGCUAUUUUGGAGUCAAGAAGGAAUUUUUUCCUAGUUUGUUGCAAAAUUGGAAGCGCUUCAGACUAGGUUUUUUUUGCCUUCUUUUGGAUCAAUAGCAAAAACAUGUGAGGAAGGCUGAACUUGAUGGAUGCAAGUCUCUUUUCAGCAAUGUAACUAUAUAACUAUGUAACUAUUGCACUUAUUUACUUCAGCCCAGGGCCGGACUGGGAAAAAAAUUCGGCCCAGGCAUUUUUCAAUCACAGCGGCCCCGUGAGAAGGGGGCAGGGCAAGAGAGGGUGUGUUUUGUCAUCACUAAUGACAAGCACGUCCCCUCUCAAAGUCUGCAUGUUAGUUCAAAGCACAGAGCCCUGCUGAAGAGCUCUAGCAUGAGAAAAAGGCCCUGUAUUUGUUCUGUGCCUCACAAGCAAAUUUAACAACAUGCUUGUGCUGUGUUUGCUUUUAACUUGUCUAUGGUGUCAACAUAAGUGGGAUACUAGAGGACAAAAGGGCCAGGAAAGCGUAUCGUGCUAGGGGCUGUAGAGAGUGUGUGUGUAUAGGGGGCAUAGUGUAUAUUGGGGAUGUUGCGAGUGUCUGCAUACGGGCUGUAGUGUGUUUAGGGGUUGUAGAGACUGUGUGUUUAGAGAAUGUAGCACAAGUUUGCUAACAGGGAAUGUAGUGUGUGCAUAGGGGAUCCAUAGUUUGUAUGUCAGGAAUGUAGUGUGUGUAGGUGGUGCAGUGUGUGUGUGUGUGUGUGUAGGGGAUCUAGUGUGUAAAGGACCCAGAGUGUGUAUAGGAGAUAGUGUGUGUGUAGAGGAUUUAGAGUGUAUAUAGGGAUCUACUGUGUGUAUGUUUGUGUAGAUUAGAUGAUCCAGAGUUGGGUAAGGGAUCUAGCGUGUAUCUGGAGAGUAAUGUGUGUAGUGGUGCAGUGUGAGGGGUGCUGUAGUAUAUAUAUACUACAGCUCCACCGGGUCCUCCUCUCCCUCCCCAGCCAGUGGCAGCAUUACAGUGCCUGUGGGCCACUGAGGGAGGUCUUUGAUCUCCCCACUAGGCAAUGAAGGCACGCAGCAGUGCCGGCACACUGAUAGUGUUGGCCCUGCGUGGGCCGGCCGGAGAGAUCCUGUGAUCUCCCCUGCCAGCCUCAGCCCCUGUUCAUUGCGGCCCACUGGGUAUUUGCCUGCUUCAGCCUCUCAUACAUCAAUACUCUAGAGGAAUUUCCUUGAUAAGAAUUUCCUCACUUUGCUUUUUACAUUAGCAAGAUCCUUCCAUGUAGGUUUGGGCUGAUUUCUCACCAUUCUCAUGAUGAUUGAAACUCUACGAGGUGAGAUCUUGCAUGGAGCAACGAGGGAGACUGACAGUUAUUUUGUGUUUCUUCCAUUUGCGAAUAAUCACAACAACUGUUGUCACCUUCUCACCAAGCUGCUUGAUGAUGGUCUUGUAGCCCAUUCCAGCCUUAUGUAGGUCUACAAUCCUUGACAUCCUCGGACAGCUCUUUCGUUUUGGCCAUGGUGGAGAGUUUGGAAUCUGACUAAUUGCUUCUGUUAACAGGUGUCCUUUAUACAGGUAACAAGCUUUGAUUAGGAGCACUCCCUUUAAGAAAGUGCUCAUAACCUCAGCUAGUUACCUGUAUAAAAGACACCUGGGAGCCAGAAAUCUUGUUGAUUGGAUAGGAGAUCAAAUACUUAUUUCACUCAUUAACAUGCAAAUCAAUUUAUAACUUUUUUGACAUGCCUUUUUCUGGAUUUUAUUUUGUUAUCCUGUCUCUCACUGUUAAAAUACAUCUACCAUUAAAAUUACAGACUGAUCAAUUGUUUGUUCAAAAUGUUCAAAAUCAGCAGCGGAUCAAAUACUUUUUUUCCCUCACUGUGUGUGGGAUAUAUAUAUAUAUAUACAUUAUUUGUAUUCUACAGUAUAAAAAAAUACAUGGCAGUCUUAGAAAUCAAACAAUGUUUAUUUUCCAGAACUGAAACAGAAGAUAACGUUCCCGUGGCAGCAUAUUACACACUUCACUAUGAUGGAAACAUCACUCAUGAAAAGCCAUUACGAGUUGUUAGCACGUGUAAUUUAGACAUGUUCAAAUUCCCCUUUGACAAACAGCUUUGUAACCUGACCUUCGUUUCUUUCCUGUACCCAGGUAUGUUCAUUACAAAUAAAUAAAAUAAACCUAUAAUAAAAUAUCAACAUUACUAUAUAUUAUUUCUAUUCAUGUAUUACUUUAAGGAACACUCCAAGCACCAUAACCACUACAGAUCACUGUAAUGAUUGCGGUGCCAGGAGUGCCCUGGUACCUCCUUAUUGUAAUGAGUCAAACCUUUUUCAAUUAGUUUCUUUUCAUUGGGGUCUGUCGGGCACCCCCCCACCUCCACUACCCUCAUCAGAUAUCCGGGCGCUGCUAAGCAGGAACUUCCAUUAGCUCUCCUGAGCUCAGCUCUACAUUGAAAAGGUUUGAUUCCAUACAAUGUGAUGGGAUGUCAGGGCGCUGCAAGCACCGUAAUCACUACAGUGAACUAUAGUCGACAUGGUGCUUGAAGUGUUAAUUUAAUUAGACAAAUUGUCAUAUAUAAUAGAACACUGACCAUCAGUUAUGUUAUUAUCCUUUGGUUUAAGCAGUUUCCCAGUUUCAUUUGUUCUAUAUAGUGAAUAAAUAUAAUACUUUAUACUUCUCCAAAUACAAAAUGGUUAUUCACUAAAUACAAAUUACAGAGUAAAGUGGCAUUUUACAGACAAUUCCCAACGGACUCACUUGCUGAGGUCCUGACUGUUAUACCCAAAGAAGGCAAGGACCCAUCCUGUUGCGCCAGUUACUGACCUAUGUCACUCCUGAAUGCGGACUUAAAACUGUUCGCAAAAGCCAUGGCCUUGCGACUUUCGAUUUUUACCUCGGGUAACCCGACCGGUUACCCCUGCUACUCCACUUCAGCCAGUCAGGAACCAUUUAAAGCACAAAGAGACCCAUCCCCCCCCCCAGUAACUGGACGACACACAGUCCUGGAGGCAGUGGUGUAUUUUGGAGUGGUGCUGCCCUAGGCUGGACGGAGCUCGGGUACCAUCCCAUAUUUAAAUUUUCCCCACCCUUUCCUGUCAAGGCCGCACUUUGACUGACAGAAACUUUCUCACUGAUGCAUUCAAUGACAUACAAUCACUAAAAGAUACAGUCAUUAGCACACAUACUGUUUAACCAACACACACUUUCACUGACAGAACGACACACACGCACUCUCAUAUACUCUGACAAACAAUGACAUACACACACACUCACUGAUUUGACACACACUGACAGACUUACACUCACUGACAGACACAGACACACUCAUUGACUGAAACAUACAGACUCACUGACAGGCACUCACUCACAGACACACAGACACUUACAGACACACACACUUACAGACACACACAUUCAUUCACAGGCACACACACAUUCACUCACAGGCACACACACAUUUCCCCCAACACUCACAAAUUAUUAUUAUUUUUUUAAUCUAAAUCCACCCUGGGAGAGCUGGAGUGGAUUACUUACAUGCGAUCCAGUGGGGCUGCUGCGCGGUCUGGUGGGGGGCGGAAAGGCUGAGUAGGCAGCGAGGGAGCUCUAAUCUUCUUGCUCAUCUCCCACGCGCACCGCUUAGUGAUGACGGGAACCUGAGUGACUUCAUAUUCUGGCUUCAUUAAAUGGCACGUGAGGGAGCUGAGCAGGAAGAGCUCAGGUGAGCAUGCUUCCUCGCCGCCCGCCGCGAUAGAAGCUGCCGCCUGCCUCGUGGUGGCUCAAAAGUGGCCAGCUAUUGGGCCCCCAGGACACGAGGCAAACAAGGCAUCAUACUGGGCGUUUGGUGGUGGCUAAAUCCACAGGGUCCCCCACACCAACCGCCAGGGAUCUUCUUCCCAAGAGCCUCUGUGCCUGGGAGUGUAGGUGUGGUCUCAAACCUUUCCAAGGUUUCUCCACUACAAGAAAUAAUCCCUAGAUCCACCAUAUUUGACUGACUAUCAAUAAAGGUUUAUAUUAUACUGAUUGUUAAAUAUACUGAAGAGUGGGAGUCAUUUUCACAAACGUUGUAUGCUUUCUUCAUAUUCUAUGUAUACUUUGCAACCUUAAACUCUGCACCGAUUAUUCAAUAUCUGUACAAUUGCAAAAAAAAUAAAAAAAAUAAAACAAAUAAAGAUUGUCAAAAAAUUUGGGGUAGGAUGGCGUAGCAUUAGAGAUCUGUAGGUCAAGAUUAAUUGUUAGAUACAACUCUUAUAACUUAUAGUGUGCCCUCAUACCCUCAGUAUGCCCUCUAAUACCAUUGAGUGUUUCCUCUUAAACCCCUCAGUGAGCCCUCUUUUUCUACUUAUUGCCCCUUUUACACCUUCCCCAAUGCACCUUCAUUUGCUACUUUGGAGUAUUGUACGCAGUACUGGAGACCGUAUCUCCAGAAGGAUAUUGAUACUUUAGAGAGAGUUCAGAGAAGGGCUACUAAACUGGUUCAUGGAUUGCAGGGUAAAACUUACCAGGAAAGGUUAAAGAAUCUUAACAUGACAAUAGCCCUGACGUUGCAGCACCCGGCACCACAACGGAUAAAGUCUGAGUGCAGGGACCAUCUGGAAUUUGCUAUAUAUAUAUUAUAUAUAUAUAUAUAUAUAUAUAUAUUAAUAUAUUAUACUGUAUUUAUAUAAUAACAAUUAUUAAUAAAUAAAAAUAUAUAUAUCAUUCUAAUUGUAUUUAUUAUUGUAUAUAUUUAAAUUCUACGUGCAUAUUUAUGUAAUCUUUUUACAUAAUUAUGUGACUUUAUUAAUUACAAUUUGAGAGACCUGCCUGACAACCAAGGCAGAAAGUCUAAAGGAUUUGCAAACCCUAUGUUUAACCCUCUAACUCUUCAAAACCCGAUAAAACCUGUACAUGGGGGGUACUUUUGUACUUGUGAGACAUCAUUAAACACAAAUAUGUAUUAUAUUGCAGUAAAAGCUAACAGUAUUAUGACAUUCACAGUUAAAAUGUCAUGCAGAACUUGAAAAAUAACAUUUCUUAAUUUCUCAAAAUUCGAUUUUAUUCAUAUUAAAUUAUGUUUCAUAUAUAACUAUUUGAUGUGAAAUGAAAGCUCUGUUUGUCCUGAUUAAAAUUAUAUAUAAGUGUGGGUGUACACAAUAUGAAAGAGGUAAACUAUGGUUUGAAAGACUCAUAGUGCAGGUUUGGUUUUGAUUAGAACUUGUAAAAUUGCCUACGUCCUUAAAGGACCACUAUAGGCACCCAGACCACUUCAGCUCAAUGAAGUGGUCUGGGUGCCAGGUCCAUCUAGGGUUAACCCUGCUGCUGUAAACAUAGCAGUUUCAAAGAAACUGCUAUGUUUACACUAGGGUUAAUCCAGCCUCUAGUGGUUGUCUCACUGACAGCCACUAGAGGCCGCUUCCACGAUUCUCACUGUGAAAAUCACAGUGAGAAGACACUGGACGUCCAUAGGAAAGCAUUGAGAAAUGCUUUCCUAUGGACUGAUUGAAUGCGCGUGCGGCUCUUGCCACGCAUGUGCAUUCAGAGCUGACGUCGGAAGAGGGAGGAGAGUUCCCCAGCGCCGAGGGAUCCCAGCGCUGGAGAAAGCUAAGAGUAUAACCUCCUCAGUCCCUUGAGCCCAGCGGAAGGACCCUGAGGGUGGGGGGGACCUAAAGACCCUAUAGUGCCAGGAAAACAAGUUUGUUUUCCUGGCACUAUAGUGAUCCUUUAAAGGGGCUAACCUAUAGUUUGCUAUGAGGAUUUAAUUUGCUAAAAUUUGGUGUUUAAUGAAUAAUCCUGAUGUUAUGUUUAACUAUCUUACUAGAACUUCCUAAUGCUCACUUUUACACACCAUGUUUCUUUACAUUUUAUCAUUCUACAGAGGCAGAAAUGGUAAUUUUACCAAAAUCCAAUGCCUCAACUGUGAAUAAAAACUCAAAGAGUUCGUUUACAAAUAAAGGUGACUGGAUCCUUCAAGAAAUCUCGGUUAAUUACAGCGAAAUGGAAUAUGGGAGCAUUUCAUAUAGUUUUGUUGUCUAUGGGGUAAGAGUCACACAUUAUCACCAUAUUGCAUAUUGACACAUAUAUUACCACAGAUAUCGCUGUGUUUCCUCAUAUAUUUUGCUUGAUAUAUUGUCAUAUUAUUGUCUGACUGCUUCACACAAUGAUCUUUACAUUGUCAUGUUGUCCCAAUGGUGUCCAGAUGUGUUGUUAUAUUACCCCCUGAUGUAAUACAAACAACCACUAGAGGCAAGGCCGAUCCUAGGGUCACAGGCGCCUGGAUGCAGACAUUUUUGGUGCCCUCAGGUGGGCGUGGUCAUCUUUCUAACCCCUGCCCUUUGCAACGACUCCACCUCUCCAUCUAGAUACACACUCACUGGCAGUCACACACUCUUACUGAGACACACACACACUUACUGUUUUGUCACACACUGACAGAAACAUACUCAGACAGAAACAUUGACACACACUCUCAAUGACAGAUACACAUUCUCACUGAUUUGAAACACUCACUGACAGACACAUAGUGGAACACAAAAUAAGGAAGUCCAGCAUAAUCACUCAAUUAAACACACACUGCCCCAUGCAUACCUAGACCGUCACACACAAUACAAUACACAUACAUUCACACUGUCAUAUGGACACUGUAUCACACACACACACUCUCAGUGUCACAUACACACAGUCCUGGCUGUGAUGAGCACCGGGAGGAGGAAAGGAGGCCGGGGUCCCUAGUGUCUAGUGGGAGGCAGGUAUUCCUUUCUGCUUUGCCUCUGUGCAGCAGCGGCUCAAGACUUGGUGACGUCCUCUUAAACAAUUAUCUCUAUAAACUCAUUUGUAUAAAUUAUUUUUUAAUGCAAAGCUUCUAUGUAAAAUAGUUUUCCUUCUUUCAGUUUGCUGUAUAUGUACAGUGAUGUAUUCACCCCAUACACUAAUUAAUACACAUACAUAUAAAUCCACAGAUCAUAUCUCAUAUAUACAUAGACAUGUGGCUUAACUUCUCUGGCUGGUAAAAUAUUUGAAAGGUUAUUAGGGGAUAAUAUUCAAGAAUUCCUUGAGAAGAACAUGGUUAUCAGCAAAAAUCAGCACGGUUUUAUGAAGCACAGGUCAUGUCAAACUAACUUGAUUGCGUUCUACGAAGAAGUAAGUAGAAGUAUAGAUCAGGGUGUUGCAGUGGAUGUGAUCUAUUUGGAUUUUGCCAAGGCAUUUGAUACAGUUCCACACAAUAGAUUAGUGUUCAAACUCAAGGAAAUCGGUCUAGAUGAAAAUGCUUGUUCUUGGGUAGAACAUUAGCUUAAAAACAGAGUACAAAGAGUUGUCAUUAAUGGUAAAUUUUCAAACUGGACAGAGGUGGCAAGUGGUGUCCCUCAGGGGUCUGUUCUGAGACCCCUUCUAUUUAACAUGUUUAUAAAUGAUCUUGAAGACAGCAUUGAAAGUCAUGUUUCAGUGUUUGCAGAUGACACAAAACUUUGUAAAAUAAUACAAUGUGAGCAAGAUAUUACUUUGCUGCUGAGGGAUUUAGAUAGACUGGGGAACUGGGCACUCAAAUGGCAGAUGAAACUGAAUGUUGAAAAAUGCAAAGUUAUGCACUUUGGCGUAAAGAAUACACAAGCAACGUAUACCCUUAUUGGAAGCGAAUUAGGGAUAGCAACACACGAAAAGGACUUGGAAAUUGUUAUAGACAACAAACUAUGCAACAAUGUGCAAUGUCAGUCAGCAGUGGCCAAGUCAUGCAUGAAAAAGGGCAUUCAUUCUCGGGACGAGAAUAUAAUUUUGCCUCUUUAUAAAUAACUGGUAAGACCACAUAUUGAAUAUGCUGUGCAAUUUUGGGCACCUGUUCUAAAGAAGGAUAUUAUGGCACUAGAAAAAGUGCAGAGGCGGGCUACAAAAUUAAUAACAGGAAUGGAACAUAUCAGCUAUGAAGAAAGUUUAACAAAUUUAAACCUAUUUAGUUUAGAAAAACGUCGCCUGAGAGGGGAUAUGAUAACAUUAUACAAAUAUAUUCGGGGCCAAUACAAACCAUUGUGUGGAAAUCUAUUCACAAACCGGACUUUACAUAGGACACGAGGCCAUGCGUUUAGACUGUAAGAAAGAAGAUUUUGUCUUUUUACUGUAAGAACAAUCAGGAUGUGGAAUUCUCAGCCUGAAGAAGUGGUUUUAUCAGAGUCCAUACAGAUGUUCAAACAGCUACUAGAUGCAUACUUGCAAAAACAGAAUAUUCAAGGAUAUAAUAUUUCAAUGUAGGGUAAUAACUGCUUGAUCCAAGUAUAAAUCUGACUGCCAUUCUGGGGUCAAGAAGGAAUUUUUUUCCUAGCUUGUUGCAAAAUUGUGCUUCAAACUGUGUUUUUUUGCCUUCUUUUGGAUCAACAGCAAAAAACAAAUGUGAGGAAGGCUGAACAUGAUGGACGCAAGUCUCUUUUCAGCUAUGUAACUAUGUAACUAUGUGCACACUCACAUACAUACACAGACACACACUGUCACAUACAGAGGCACAUAACAUACACAUUCACAUACAUACACAGACACACACUGUCACAUACAGAGGCACAUACCAAUAUACACAGUGACAUACAUAGGCACAUACCAAUAUACACACCCACAUAUAUACACAGACACACACUGUCACAUACAGAGACACAUACCAAUGUACACACUCACAUACAUACAUACUGUGUUAUUUACAAAAAUAAGAAUUGUCAGGAAUUUAUAGUGGAUUUCAAAGUGGAUGAAAGAAUAGUCAAACUGGAAGCAUCAUAUUCAUGACAGUUGUUUUAGUGACUAUCCUUGUCAGACAUGAAUUAACACACACCAUCACAAUCAUCAAAGACACACAUCAUCAUGGACACAGACACACCAAAACACAGUGCGAGACAUACACGCAUUAACUCAAUUACAAACAUUUAUAAAAGAACACAAAGGCACAUACAUUAAAAGACAAACAAAGUUCGAUACAUAGACACACAACACACUCAGUCACAUGUCACUCAUGUGACAGGGUACGUGGGUAGUUACACUCAGCAAAGUACCGCUGCUGUAACACCACCUACACUCAGCAGCUCCGUUGCCAGCUACCUACUGGGGGAGUUUCUACGGUUGGGAGGUUUUCAAGGCUGCAUUCUAAAGCAGCCACUCACUCUCCUGAGUACUACGUGUUCCAAGCUGUGACACUCUUCCCUGCAGUGCCCCCAUUAUUCUAGUGCUUGGUCACAAAUGCCCUCUCAAAUGACCCUGGUGGUUGAGUGGUAUCUUAUAUAUGUUCCCUGGAAGUCCGGUGGUGAAUAGCAGGAAGCGCAAGUCCUGUUGUUUCAGAUCAUUAUACCCACUCCUUCACGGCUCCGGCUUUCAAUGUUGUCAGAGUGCAGGCUGAGAAUCUCUGAGCCUGUUCUCUGACUAAUUAACUGAGUGCCAGAACCACGAGGGAGAGGGUAUGAUCUGACCGCACAUACUAUUUGUGCGCACCAGUGGAUCACCAGGGAAUUAUUUACAUUUCAUAUGCUGGUGUUCCCAACUUGCGAGCUGUGUUGGUCACCAUGUGCCUCUGUUGUCAUGGCGCCCUGCAUAACCACACAGCUUGCAUACCCCAAAGGCACUCACUCAAUGACACACAAACAUAAACCGUGACACACAAAAACUCUGACAGACACAUACACACACUCACUGACAGACACACACUCACUGAUACACACACACUUUCUGACAGACAUACACACACACACACACUCACUGACAGACACACACUUACUAACAGACAUAUACACACACACACUGACAGACAUACACACACACACACACUCACAGACACACACACACUUACCGAUAGACACAUACACACUUACACAGUCUUGCACACACACUCACAAAUUAAUUAUACAUUACUUCAUAUUCGGGCUCCUGGCAUCACCACAGAGGGAGCACAAGGGAGCAGCACAGGCAGUGAUCCCUUGCCGCCUCCUUCCUCAGCCGGCCGGUAUAUUGCUGCAAAGUAGGCACCUGCCGUCUGGGAUAAGCAGGUGACUACCCUGCCUUGCUACAUAACUGCCAUUCCGGGGGCGCCCUUAGGUGGUCUGGCCAUCUGCUGGGCUCCCUGUGACAGGCCAUCAACCGCUCUGUGCGGCACCCCCCACCUCCUGGCGCCUGGGUGCAGUGCACCCCGUGCACCCGCCCAGGAUUGGCCCUGACUAGAAGCACUUCCGCUGCACUGACCAAGUAAUACUUAGACCCCAUAGAAAGUAUUGAUUUGAUGCUGGAAUGCGUGCGUGGCGCUUGCCGCACAUACGUAUUUUGUCCCCAAUGCUCCUCCGAGAUGUUGCAGAGGUGAAGACGUCAGUAAAACUUUAUUUUUUAAAGUUUAAUUGCAAAUGCAUGUUUGAGGACACGCCUAUAUUAAUUUGGCCCUGGUUUGUAUUCCUAGCACAAUAAUGUUUCUUUACUUCUCUCUGUCUCAUGAAAUGUUAACUCUUUUGGGGUCUUUUUUUUGCAUUCUGAUUGAGAUUAAGUAGUCUGGGUGACUGAAGGGUCCCUUUUAGAGUUGAGCGAACCCAAACUGUAAAGUUCGGGAUCGUACCAAACAUUUUUUUUUUUUGGACCCCGGACCUGAACACAGACAUUUCACUGUAUGUUCGGGUUGGAGUUCAGUGUUUGGCAAUUUAAUGGCGCGUUUUGAAAGGCUGCAGGGCAGCCAAUCAACAAGCGUUUGACUCGUGUGCCCUUAGAAGCCAUCAGAGCCAUGCCUACUGUGGCGGAACCAACCUCGCCAUCAUGCACUGGAGAAGCCUGGUUGCCCGCCUGCUGCCUUUAGACUAUGGCCCCAUGUUGAAACGCUUGAUUUUCCCCUGCGAAGACACGAAAGCCGGGUCAUUCGGUGCUGGCCCUGUUUGAGCGGUGAUACCCCAGAUAGCAAUGCCAUGGAGCCCAUUCGUAUAAUGAAAGACUAUGGGAAAGACUUUGGCUCCAUGGCAAUUGAACUGUAUGUGUGUGCUCUGAGCGCCAUUCAGUAAUAAUGUGCGCUCAGAUCUGAGCUAUCUGGGGAUAUGUUGAAUGUACCUGUUUUGUGCAAUGGCUACACAGUUAUAUAUUUUUAUGUGUUUUAUUGUCUUUUGCUGCCAUGUGUUCAAUGGAGUUUUGCCUCUGUCCUUGGAGAUAAUUGGAUUACUUCCCAAUUAUCUCCAGGAUAGAAGACUUUGUGGAACUGGUUUUGGGCAGAAAAGCCAUGCUUCAUUUGGUCACAAAGGACUACGAUCUAUCUUUUGAACCAAUGGACCAAUUUGGCUGAUUUUUGUUUUUUAAAGAGAUUGGAUGUGUGGUUUUAAAGUUACAGGAUUUGUGUAAAAACUAAAAAAAAGGGGAGGAUUUUUGUAUGUAAUUGCUGGGAGUGUUUCUGUAAUAUACGUGUAUGAUUGGUUGUUUUGUAAAACCCUGUGGGUGGUCCUAUCUAAGGGAAACCUGCAUAAAAGAAGGUUCACUUGGUGCCAGUAAGGAGAUUCUGCUUAAUCCUCAAACGAAGUGUCGUCUCGUUGUUGGGGGAAUUGGAUUGUAUGCUGACUGCCAGGAGUGUAAACCUUUCGUAUGGUUUUUUCUGUUCAGCUGUUUCCAGUAUUCGUGAGUUUCCUGUUCGGGAGUUGGAGAAUUCGUGUAGUUUGCAGUUCAGGAGAUUGGUGAUUGCAGUAGCUGUCUGUGCAUCUGAAAGGGGAAUAUCGCCUAAACGGCUUUUAACCCCUUGUGGGCAAAACGGUCCGUUACACCUACUAAUGGCAUGGCUGUGAUCAGGGCCGCCAUCAGGGGGUGACAACCAUAAUGGCCACCCGGGCCCCACGAGUAGCGGCGGAACUGCCGCCGGACGGCGCAGUUGCACCGGGGUCUGCACGCUGAUGGGGCCCAUCGGGUGGCCCACAUACUUAGGGCCACCCGAUGGGCCCCAUAUCUUCAGGGGCCCGGUCAGCGCUGUGGCCCCCUUAAAAAAAAAAAUGCCGCCGCAGCUCAAAUGCUGCUGGGAGGAAGUGGUCACUUCCUCCCAGCUCACUCCUCGCGGGAGGAGCGCGCACCCGGCAAUGAAGAGGGAGAGCCAGCUGACUCCAAGUCCCAUCAGCCCCAGCCAGCCACCCUCCUGAAAAGACAAGGUAAGAAACAGGAGGGUGGCUGGAAAAUGAGCUGUGUGUGUGUCAUUAUGAAUGUGUGUAUCUAUGGAUGUCAGUGUAUGUCUGUAGGUAUGUCUGUAUGUAUGUCUCUAUGUCUGUAUGCAUGUCUGUAUGCAUGUAUGCAUGUAUGUCUAUCUGUAUGCAUGUCAUUAUGUGUGUAUGGAUGUCAGUGUAUGUAUGUCUGCAUGUCAUUAUGAAUGUGUGUAUAUCUGUCUGUCUGUAUGAAUGUAUGUGUGCCAGUAUGAAUGUCUGUCUGUAUGUCAUUAUGAAUGUGUCUGUGUCUGUAUGUCUUUAUGCAUGUGUGUCUGUAUGUAUGUUAGUAUGUGUCUGUCACUAUGUAUGCCUGUGUGUCUGUAUAUGUGUGUGUGUGUGUCAGUAUGUAUUCCUAUAUGCGUAUCAGUAUGUGUGUCUGUUAGCAUGUAUCAGUGUGUGUGUGUGUAUCUGUGUUCUUUUGUAUCAGUGAAUGUGUUUGUGUCUGUGUGUGUAUUCCUGUGGGUGGGAUUUGAAGGUGGUCUCUGUGGGCGGUUUUGGAGGCGGACCCCCAGGGGCCCAGACCCUGAGCUCAGUUAGGGGCCCCAAAAUUUCUGGUGGCGGCCCUGGCUGUGAUUGGCCAGUGCAGCAUGUGACCUAGCCUCUAUAUAUAAGCUGGAGUCGCGUAGCGCCGCACGCACAUGUGGUCUUAUUAGUGUAGGGAGAGGAUGCUGCCGCUGAUAGGGACAGCUUAGGAAAGAAUUCUGCAAACUAGUACAGUAGUGGGGUGCACUUCAUAUCUGUGAGUCAAAUAGAAGCUUCAAAUACCGCGGUUACAUCUGAGUUUUAAAAAGUAAAACAUUUUUGGUGCGAAAUAGUACAUUAGUGGCAUAGUACAUUAGUGGGGUGCACUUCAUAUCUGAGAGUCAAAUAGAAUCGUCAAAUACUGCUGUCACAUUACAGUUUUAAAACGUAAAAAUGUUUUGGGUGCUAAAAAGUACAUUAGUGGGGUGCACUUCAUAUCUGAGAGUCAAAUAGAAGCGUCAAAUACUGCUGUCAAAUUGCAGUUUUAAAACGUAAAAAUGUUUUGGGUCCUAAACUGCUAAAUAGUAUUUUAGUGGGAUGCACUUCAUAUCUGAGAGUCAAAUCAAAGCGUCUAAUAGUGUGCUUACAGCGCAGUGGUAAACAUUCUUAUUUUCUGGGUGCUAAUCUGCUACAUAGUACAUUUUGGGGCAUGCACUUCAUAUUUGAGAGUCAAAUAGAGGCGUCUUAUACUGCGGUUACAGCGCAGUUGUAAACAUUGUAAUUGUUUUGGUGCUAAACUGCUAAAUAGUACAUUUUGGGGCGUGCACUUCAUAUCUGAGAGUCAAAUCGAAGCGUCUAAUACUGCGGUUACAGCGCAAUUGUAAACAUUCCAAUUGUUUUGGUGCUAAUCUGCUAAAUAGUACAUUUGCGUACUGCAUUUCAUAUCUGAGAGUCAAAUCGAAGUGUCUAAUAGUGCGCUUACAGCGCAGUUGUAAACAUUCUAAUUGUUUUGCUGCUAAUCUGCUAAAUAGUACAUUUGCGGCCUGCAGUGCACUUCAUAUCUGGGAGUCAAAUAGAAGCGUCAAAUAGUGCGCUUACUGCGCAGUUGUAAACAUUCUAAUUGUUUUGCUGCUAAUCUGCUAAAUAGUACAUUUGCGGUCUGCAGUGCACUUCAUAUCUGGGAGUCAAAUAGAAGCGUCAAAUAGUGCGCUUACUGCACAGUUGUAAACAUUCUAAUUGUUUUGCUGCUAAUCUGCUGCUUACAUUGGAGUUUUAAAAAGUCAAUUUUUUGUAAAAACAUUUUGGGGCGCUAAAUAGUAUAUCUGGGGUGUUCAUUUCAUAUCUGAGAGUCAAAUCGAAGCUUAACUUUGAUUCAAAUAUACUACAUCGGUCACUUGUAAUAUUGUUUUACACCUACAACACUUGUUACACAGAUCUAAGUUAUAGAAAACAGAUUGAUAUUUUCUACACUAGAAACUACCAGAUAACAAGCUGCUAUAUUUAAACCAGUGAUCAAUAGCUAAGAGGUACUUCAACAAUAUUGUAAUUCUGAGGCAAUACCCUCACAAGUCAAACUGAGAGGUCAGUUUAUAGGGAAAACUGUUGCCUGGAGGAAAUUCUAAAACAAUUUCCAUAUGUCCUUUGCAGACUUUACAUGCUGGAAAAACACAUGUGCCAACUGCUGUGGCUUUCUGCAGUGUGCAUACCGGCAAGGAGGGCAGCGUUGAGGAGUGGGUGGAAGAUGAUGUGGAGGAUGAUGAGGUCCUAGACCCCACAUGGAAUCAAAGUCAUGCGAGUGACGUGUGCAGUUUGGAGGAAGAGGCGCUGGUCGCACAGAGCCACCAACACAGCAUAAGAGGGAGCAGUGUGCAAAAGUGAAGUGGCCGUCCCCUAGCGCUCGUCGGCAUGUAUUAGCUUGAGAAUUACCAGUUAUCCAAGUAAUAUAUGUAGCGAUCAAAGGAUCCAUAAUAGACUUGAGCGAACUCGAACUGCAAAGUUCGGGUUCAUACCAGAUAUAACGAUCCAUUCAUAGUUUCACAGUCAGGUGGGCAGUCCAGUGACCAGAACCCAGACACUGCCUGGGCAGCGGUCGGAAUGACCGGGACCCAGUAUGCCUGAUGUUGAAGUUAGGAGUCACAGUGUGGAAUGGAUUAGCAGGGUCUGGUGCAGGGUAACCGCACGCCCCCUGGGGUUGAGCACCAGCGUUUGUGCGGCCACAUACCAGGACCCUGAUGCAGCUUCAGUAAAAAGAGUAAUGGAUACCAGAAGCCAUCACCAGACUGAUCUGCAACUUAGAACAGGAUGUGACAUUCACUGUAGCGGCUGUGCGAGCUUUUGGCAUUGUCACCCUGCUGCUGCUCGCCUGUCUGCGCUGCAGCGUAACUUCGGCCUUCCCGCUCACCGCCUCAUGAGACUGUGCGAGCAGCAGCAGGCGAUAGUGGAGUUUCAGCUGCAGCACACAUGGGUCAGUGGCUCUGCACCUGACUUCCCUCCAAUUGAUCAGAGUUAAAGGAUUUCAAGUGGACUCAUUACAAUUACAGGGCCUCUAAAGAGUCCUGUAUUGUUAUUUGUCGUCACUACCUUCCCGCGUCGGGAGUGGGUCAUUUGCGUGCCUGCUGCCUUCCUUGCAUGUGGUAGCAGUUUCUCAGGGUCCCUGUACAGAAUGGAACCUUGAUUCCCCAUUACCCGUGGUCACCAUGGUAGGCACAGAAACUGGCAUCGAAAGUUGAUAUGGAUGACAUCCGCAUGCCACGGGCAUGUGCGAUUUGCCCGAGGUUCUCUAGAGUAAACAAAGUUCCUGUGCAACUAUAAUGUCAAGAGAUACUCUGCGGAACAGAGUGGUCUUUUUUUAUAUGUCCCAAUAUUUUGGGGGCUACCUCAAUUAAAAAAAAAUAUAUAUAUAUAUAUAUAUAUAUAUAUAAACAGUGUUGGCUAGCUCAUCCUCCUCCUCUUCUACUGUCACUGCCUCCUCAAUCUAUGGGUCACUUAGUAUAAACUAGGUACACAUUAGCAGAGGCUUGUGAAGGCCUUUUCUCCAUGCAUCAGAAGUUGAGCAUUUCUCCAUGCAUCAGGACUGCAAGAAAUGCACCACAGGCCGCAAAUGUUUCUUUUUUUGUAUGUCCCAAUAUUUUGUGGGCUACCACAAUUAAAAAAAACAAAAAACAUAAAUAACAGUGUUGGCUACCUCAUCCUCCUCCUCUUCCACCGCCACGGUCACCGCCUCCUCAACCUAUGGGUCACUUAGUAUAAACUAGGUUCACAUUAGCAGAGGCUUGUGAAGGCAUUUUCUCCACGCAUCAGGAGUUGAGCAUUUCUCCAUGCAUCAGGACUGCAAGAAAUGCAUCGCAGACUGCAAAUGUUUCUUUUUUUGUAUGUCCCAAUAUUUUGUGGGCUACCACAAUUUAAAAAAAAACAUAAACAACAGUGUUUGCUACCUCAUCCUCCUCCUCUUCCACCGCCACAGUCACUGCCUCCUCAACCUAUGGGUCACUUAUUAAAAACUAGGUACACAUUAGGAGAGGCUUGUGAAGGCAUUUUCUCCAUGCAUCAGAGUCCUGUAUUGUUAUUUGUCGUCACGACCUUCCCGCGUCGGGAGUGGGUCAUUUGCGUGCCUGCUGCCUUCCUUGCAUGUGGUAGCAGUUUCUCAGGGUCCCUGUACGGAAUGGAACCCUGAUUCCCCGUUACCCGUGGUCACCAUGGUAGGCACAGAAACUGGCAUCGAAAGUUGAUAUGGAUGACAUCCGCAUGCCACGGGCAUGUGCGAUUUGCCCGAGGUUCUCUAGAGUAAACAAAGUUCAAGCGCAACUAUAAUGUCAACAGAUACUCUGCGGAACAGAGUGGUCUUUUUUUAUAUGUCCCAAUAUUUUGGGGGCUACCUUAAUUAAAAAAAAAUAUAUAUAUAUAUAUAUAUAUAUAUAAAGUGUUGGCUAGCUCAUCCUCCUCCUCUUCCACUGCCACGGUCACCGCCUCCUCAACCUAUGGGUCACUUAGUAUAAACUAGGUACACAUUAGCAGAGGCUUGUGAAGGCCUUUUCUCCAUGAAUCAGGAGUUGAGCAUUUCUCCAUGCAUCAGGACUGCAAGAAAUGCACCGCAGGCUGCAAAUGUUUCUUUUGUUGUAUGUCCCAAUAUUUUGUGGGCUACCACAGUUAAAAAAAAACAAACCAUAAAUAACAGUGUUUGCUACCUCAUCCUCCUCCUCUUCCACCGCCACAGUCACCGCCUCCUCAAUCUAUGGGUCACUUAGUAUAAACUAGGUACACAUUAGCAGAGGCUUGUGAAGGCAUUUUCUCCAUGCAUCAGGAGUUGAGCUCAGUUUGAACAGUGAAAGAGAAUACCCUGCACUCCAACCAUCUCUCAGAUGGAUAAUUCUGGUGAUCCUCCUGACAGCCAUGCUUCAGAUUUUGCUUUAUGUUCUUCCAAAGCUAAAAUCAAAGAUUCCAUCUAGUGCUAUUUUAUGGCUCAGCUGUAUUUUUUUAUUUUUAGGUAUUUUAUGUUAUUUUAAGUGAUUUCAAUAUCCACAUUUGUUUGCAGGGCACUUGUCCUACUCUUUUCCUCCAUUUUACUUCCUUUUGCAGCUCUCUAGCCCUUUCCAGGAGUUUUUUAGAGACAUUUUUGUGGCCAAUAGUUCGGGUCCCCAUUGACUUCAAUGGGGUUCAGGUUCAGGGUCAAGUUCGGGGUCAAGUUCGAGCCUGAACCCGAUCUUUUUUUCAAAGUUCGGCAGAACCAGCCGGACCCGAACAUCCAGGUGUCCGCUCAACUCUAGUCCCUUUUAUAAAAAAUACAUCUCUUGCACUACAACUCCAAGACUAUACACAAUAAAGUGUAGCAGCCCUGUGGCAGUUAAGGGUUACUUUUUUUAUUUUUAUUUGAGCUUUUCACAAGGUAUACAGAUAAAAGUUGCUAAUCGCAACAUGGAAACAUCAUAACAAUUUAAGCAAUAUUAGCACAAGUUCGCUAUUCAACUCUAAGUGAAGUCACAAUUUUUACAGUGCUGCCUUUCUUGGGUAACCGCAAGGCACAGUAAACCUUUUUUUUUACACAAUGUCCAAAGAAUGAAGAAGAAAACAAAACCAGGAAUAUUAGAAACAGAAACAUCACAUAAACCAUCACCCUAGUUACUUGUUGUUGUGGAAUCACAGUGCUCGACGUCAAUCCACAGUCAUGGUAUGAUACGGCAUAUGGAUCCAUGCAACCUUCGCAGGUAACCUAAUUGCAUAUAACUCCAUCAAUCCCCACACACCCAAGGCACCUUGCAUAAUAUCUGGUUACUUUCUUUUAACCAGUUCUAAAAAAUCAAGUGUCUUUCAUUUCAGCCUACUUUGCGUAGCUUACAUUUAUUUUCCACAAGACUAAUAUAACACUUGUUUUGUAUGGUACUUGUCUUAAUCAUUAUUAAAUAAACAACAUUAUUUUGCAGUCUCCAUGCCCUAAUGAAUUUUGUAUUAAAUUUUUCUCCCUAGAUUUUAAUAGAGAGAUUCCCUCUAAUUUUUAUCAUUAACCUCAUCAUCCCAGCCUGCUUCAUGAUUGCUGUUGAUGUAUUUAGUAUGUUCAUGAGUUCGUAUAGUGAGAGGCUAAAGUUCAAAAUCACUGGGCUCUUAGGAUUCUCGGUGCUUUUGACGAUUCUGAAUGACAUGCUCCCUAAUUCUGACAGUCCACCAAUUUUGGGUAUGUAUCAAUUUAUGCUGUAAAUGUUUUGCCAUUUAGUAUUACUUUUUUUAAUUGAAAUAAUUGUGAUGUUCAGAUGGUCAAUAUUUUUCCUUUUCUCUCACCUUCAUAAGAAAAAUUCAACAAGAAAAUAAAUUGGAUGCCCUCCCCCUCCGCCCUAGACACACAUACCCUGACUGUAAUUUCAGCCUCCAUGUACAUUUUCCCUGAAAAGGCAGUGUUUACAUUAAAAUACAUGUAGCAUCUGACUAUAGACACCAGACAAUGACAUUAAGCUGUACAGAACAGAACAGUGCUGUAAUAAUUAAACCUUUUUUUUUGUGGAGGCUAUGUAAGUCACAGCUAGGGGAGGUGUGGCUAUGGUUACAUGUAUGUAUGUAGUGGGCAUUGGAUGAGAUAUUCCCCUCAAACCAACCAUGAAUUCCCCAAAUAACGACAGACACUAAAACUUGGAUAACAGGCCAGAGCAUUUAUUAAAACAUCCAAAUAGUGUAUAACGCAUUCAAACAUAUAAAACUGUACAUAAUAAAACGAUCAUAAAUUAACAUAUAAAUUACGUGCAUCAUGUCAUACAUUAUGUCCCCUGAAUGUAAUCAAAAACAUCCUUGCCAAUCUAACUCACCCCUUCCAAAAAGGCUCUUACCUCCCCCCUCGGCAUAAUACAUUCCUCUUCCCUUUUGGGCUCCCACCAGCCAGCUUUUAGCUCGGUGGGGACACGUCCAACCUGGUACCCCUUAGGUUUCACCAUAAGAGACAGGGGAGGAUGAGACCUGGCCAUUAUCCCCUUACUCAUCUACCUGCAAGCUAUCUCCCACCCUAUUUGGCAAGGACAUGUCCCCUGCCAUAAACCCCUCUGUUUGACGCCUAAAAUCAGUGGGGGGCGGCCUGUUCCACCGCCUCCUGGAUCGCCAAAUUAAUGAGGUCGAGCCAGACCUCAGUCAAAUGUACCCCAUCCGGUCAAAAUAAAUUUGCCACCUCCUUCUCAAAGACCUGAUGAUGAAUAGGGAUACCCUUAACCCCCACGACAAACAUUGAAACCCACCUAUUGAACUUCUUGUGGAAACACUCCAGCACACUUUGGCUGUGGGCCUGCUGCCAAUAGAUCCUAGCCACUACUUUGAUUAUACAGACAUCAGGGAACAACAUCAAUAUCUGGGACAAGUCCCUUUUGACCAUGUCCACCAAACCCCUAACCGGCACGGUCCCCAGGUCAUUGACCCCCAAUAUGGAUGACCAAAACAGAUGGCACCACUAGCAGACAAGAGAGCCUGACCAAUUCCGGCAGGAGCCGGAUCCACCUCAUGCCCCUGGCACUGAACCACUGAACCUCUGUGGUUGAAAGCGUAAAACCGAGAAGCUCCCUUCCCAGCCGGACUGCUGCUCGCUGCCAUGCCCUGUGGAUGCAGUGGAGUGCCCAAUCAACCAGACCCUGGGGGGAACCGAACCUGAGGAGGAAAAACAUUUAGUUUAGCAGACCCCCUGGAAUCCCACCUCCCUAUGCUUUGCACCUCUUGACCUGGCAUACCAAGUCGAGAAGCCUCCGUCAUGGCGCAACUUCGAAAAGAGUGCCCAUUAAACGCCACACCCUCCAUGCCCAACGAAAAUGGGGCCAGACAGUGCAGGGCGAACCCCGCAACAAUUCUGAAAAGACAAGAAUGGGUAGGUGGCCAACCCCACUUACUCUUUACGAACACGUCAGUCUUGGAGCAGCGAAUCUUAAAGGAUACCCGGUCCUGCCCCUCCUGAACAUCAGACAAAAGGAACCCCCAACAGCCAAUCUGUUCGGACACACCAACUCCCCAAUCCUCAUGGCCCCAAAGAAUGCGAACGAAAAGGCGAGGCGAAACAGCCGCACCUCAAAGUCUGAGAAAUACACCUGCGGGAGCACCUGGCACAACUGUGCCAGGAGGGCACCUGGUACCGGCCUUCUAGAAUCCACAGAGACCUGACCCCUGCGCAGACCCUUAACUGCUUGCUGCACCAGAAACUCCUUGGUCUCAUCCCUCCAGCCAUAAAAUGUAAACAGAAACAAGAAGCUAAGGCACGUCACCGGCACCGUCGUAUCACUCCGAAGCAGCCAAACAACCUUCCCACCGUGUCGAGCAAGAUUCGACAUGACGGGGAAUUCACGGGUCCCACACACUGAAAGUCGUCGAGAUAGUGCAGCAGCGAGUUGUUCCCCGACUUCAGCCACACCACCCACUCCAGAAGACUGCUGAAGCAUUCAAAGUAAAAACAGGAUAUGGAACAACCCAUUGGGAGGCACAUAUGCACGUAAUACCGGCCAUCGAAAACACAACCAAGAAGGUGCAGUGGCAGAGCACAGACAAUAAGCAAAAUGCUGAUUCAACGUCCACCUUUGCCAGCAAUACCCAGGGUGCACCGUCCUGAUCAUGCAAACAGCAGCAUCGAAUGAAGCGUAAGACACCCGACACAGGUCCUGAGAGAUAGCAUCAUUCACGAACCCCCCUGAGGGUCCGACAAAUGUUGAAUUAGGCUAAAUUUCCCCGCCUCCUUCUUGGGCACCACGCCCAAGGGGGACACCAAAAGGGACAUCAAAUGGCCCCACCAAACGCCCCAGCGGUACCUUCUCUGGAGCUUGUCCAGGACCACCUCAAGAAAGUCCUGCACCGAUUUCAAGUUCCGAACUACCCCUGAGGGCCCCUGAGGACAGGCACUCCGAGAAGGGAAUCAAGAACACAUGUACAAACCCUUCCAUAACUAAUCCUGCUGUCCGACGGUUUCUAUAACGGUUGAGCGAGGGGGGCAUCUCUUUUACCACCACCGACGCCCUUAGCUCCCAGAUCGCCCUUGUUCCCUGGCUUAAAACAGCGCAAGACCGAGUGGAAGCAUUCGUGUUUAUACCAGCACGUCGCACCCCACUUGCACUGACUGUCACUGAACUUCCAACAACAGCCUGGUCGCUGAUGUGUGGCCGAUGGGACGGAGCCGCCCCUCCACUGGUUCCCCCAAGAAAGGAAGACAUUCCCCCUUGGUGUGCUAAUGAAUUCAUACACAGACUGCUGUAUACAAAGACUGCUGAAUACACACACAUAAAGACUGCUAAAUACAUACACACAAAGACUAAACUCACACACAAAGACUGAACUCACACACAAAGACUGCUGGAUACACACACAGACUGCUGAAUACACACACAGACUGCAGUGAUGAGGGAUGGAGUGUGUACUUGAGGGUUGUAGUGUGUGUGUGUUUGUAUAAGGGGUGCAAUGUGUGAGGGGGUGAUGAGAGAGCAAAAAUGUAUAUAUUUAUUGAAAAGAAAAAAGGCAUUAUGUCCCCCCAACCCUUCUUCUUACUUACAGCUGCAGGCUGCCUUUACUCCUCCCACGAGCUGAGCAAUCUGUGUCGGAGCACUGCCAUGGUGACACGCAGCAAUUCUCCGACCUGCCUGCUUGCGGAAGGAACCCACAGCCUCCCAGGUCCUCCUCACCCCUGAAACUUGUUUGUUGGCCGGUGAGGGAGAUCUUUGAUCUCCCCACCAGACCAAGAAAGCAGAUAGUGAGAUUGGCUCUGCAUAGACCAGCGUGGGAGAUUAAAUGUUGUCCUUGCAUCCCGCUUGGGUCCCUAUAUUUGUGGGGGCCCCAGGCAACUGCCCGGAGAGCCUAUGUAGAACAACUCUCCAAAAUGCAGCAAAAUUAAAUUGUAAGUAGUUUUGUUUUUUUGUUGUUGUGUUUUUUUAUGAUGAGUGAUUUAUGGAAUUUUCCUCUUACAAAUGUAUUUCCUUUCCUCUUAUGUCCCUCCAUGUGAUGUUGCGUCUUGUGAUGUCACAUACUGUGAUGUCACACAUAUUAAUAAUUCAAAUUAGUAUUGGCGGUAUUUUUUUCAAGGCAACCCCAGAGACAUACAGAGACAUAAAGAGGGUAGAUAUGCAUGUACUAGGCUGUGUCUAUAAGAGGAGUGUGUGGGGUUAUUUGUGUAUAUGUAAUAUGUAUCUCUAACAGGGUUAAACACUAAAGUGAGAUUUCAAAGUGAAUUUCUAAUUUAUGGCCAAACUUACAUUUUUCCUGGAUACUCCAGGCCAGAUGGCAGAACAGAUCAGAGGGAGGGGAAUCAGAUUGUGUAUGGGAUCCUGCACUACAUUUCUACCAGUGUAUAGGGCUAUUGCUACCAUAUGGCACACCGGCUCAAGGGCGCAGUAUCUGACUGAACGGCAGGAGGGAAGUGUACUGCACAACACUCCCUUCCUGCCAAUCUCUGUAUGUAGUGUGGCCGAGCUACUGACAGCACCAAAGUGCUUCCUGUAAGACCGGGGAGAGGGAAACAAGCUUCUCUCCCGCAGUCCAUGCUUGGUUACGGUACACAGGAGUAGGAAAGUAGGAAGGUAAGCAGGUAAGACUUAUGGGGAAUGGAGAAGAUGAAAUGAGACACAUGGGGUCUGGCGGAAUGAGACACAUGGAGGGGCUUGGGAAAUGAGACACAUGGGGGGACUGCGGACUGAGACACAUGGUGGACUGGGGAAUGAGACACAUGGGGACACUGAGGGAUUGAAGCACAUGGGGACACUGGGAGGUUGAGACACAUGGGAACACUGUGGGAUUUAGACACAUGGUGACACUGGGGGAUUGAGACACAUGGAGACAUUGGAGGAUUGAGGCCCAAGGGGGCUAGGGGAAUGAGACACAUGGGAGGGCUGGGGGAAUGAGACACAUAGGGUGCUGGGGAAUUGAGACACAUGAGGACACCACAUGGGGGGACUGGGGAAUUGAGACACAUGGGGAUGCCACAUGAGGGAUUGAGACACAUGGGGACACUGGGGGGAUGAGAUGCAUGGGGACACUGGAGGAAUUGAGACACAUGGGGGACUGGGGAUUGAGACCCAUGGGGGGGACUAGGGGAAUGAGACACAUGAUGGGACUGGGGGAAUGAGACACAUGAGGGUCUGAGGGAAUGAGACAUAUGGGUGGCUGGGUAAUGAGACACAUGGGUACACUGGGAGUAUUGAGACACUUAUGCAGACUGGGGGAUUAAGACAUAUGAGUACUGGGGGACUGAGACACAAGGGAGGACUGGGGUAUCGAUACACAUGAGGGGACUGGGGGCUCGAGACACAUGGGAGGACUGAGAGAUCAAGACACAUGGGGAGCUGUGGGAUAGAGACACAUGGGGUGACUGUAGGAAUGAGACACAUGGGGGGGCUGGGGGCUUGAGAUACAUGGGGGACUGAGGGAUCGUGACACAUGGGGAGCUGGGGGAUCGAGACACAUGGGGUGACUUAUGAAUGAGACACAUGGGGGUGACUGUGGAAAUGCGACACAUGGGAUUAACUGGGGGACUGAGACACUGGGGGAGAUGAGAUACAUGGCGGGGCUGGGGCACACACAAAGUGACAAAUAGAGGCUGGUGGAGAAAGAGAUAUGGUGCUGUGGGGAAGAGACAUACAAAUGGGACUGUGGAGAGAAAGAGACACACAGAGAGGCUGGGCAGGUUGGGAAACAAGCCACAGAGGGUCUGGGGAAGGGGCAAAAGAGACCAAUAGAGACUAGGGAAUGGGGCAAAAAAAUCAGAUAGGGGCUGGGGGGUGACACCCAGAGGUUCUAGGGGGACACAGAGACACACAGAGAGGUUGGGAAAGAGACACACAAAGAGACUGGAGGAAGAAUGAGACAGACAAAGGGGCUGGGGUAGAAAGAAACUCCCAACAGGGCUGGGGGAGAAAGAGACACACAAAGUGGCUGGAAUUAGAAAGAGACACACAACGGGGUUGGUGUAAAAAGAGACACGCAAGUGGGUUGGGCUAGAAAGAGACACACAAAGGGGCUGGAGGAAAGCAAGAAACACAAAGGAUGAGGUGUAAGAGACACAAAGGGAAAUAAUGGGGGAUAAGAUAUACUAAAGAGGAGUGUUAGACAAAAACGGGAGGAUAAGAAACACAAAAGGUGUAAGAAAUUCAAGAGGGGUAAUUAAGGGACACAUAGGUGACAAUGCAUUUUUUUUUUUUUAUCCUUGCACCGGUCCUACUAGUGUAUAUGACUCCAUGUGCAUAUUUGGAAUUUAAAUAAGUAGCACAUUGAUCCAUGUCACUGUCAUCAUUGUCAUACAUACAGAUUGAGCACUGCUAGUUCAGUCUGAAUACUGUCAGAUUAGCUAUUGCUGCCGAUCGGUGCUGUUAAGAGGUAAUUCUGUUCGGCUGUGAGAGCUUGGGCUGAUUAGAACAAACUAUGUGUAAUUGCAUACACUACCAGCAAUAGUAUCGUGUAUGUAUAUAGAAGGAAUAUUUUUGAUGUUACUGGAGCUUAGUCUCUUGCCAAUCUGAAUAGGAGUUAAAUCAUUUUUGUUUCAGUUUAUGCAGUCGUCGCCACACCUCCCCUGGAUGUGACUGACACAGCAUGCAUGAAAAAAAAAAAUGGUUACAUUUUUAAUCAGUUCAAUAAAUUCUUAUCCACUGCACUGUUAAUUGAAUUUCAAUCAAACAUGAAGGGCUGCUGAAGGCAUAACAGGAGACAUAAAAUAACAGGAGACAAUUCUAAAAUAAACACUCUGUGCAGUCAGGAUAGCUAAAAAAAUAGACUCUUUUCAGGAAGUGUGUAGGGAGGCUGUGUAAAUCUCAACCAGGGGAGAUGUGGCUAGAGCUGUAUAAAUAACGUGAUUUAACUUCAAAAUGACAUUGAGUUAAACGGGGAUAUUGCAGUUUCGUGAUCUAUACACCAUAACCACUACAUUAAGCUAAAGUUACAUUAAGCUGAAAGAUGCUCAAGUUAUAUUGGUGUUUAGAGUGUCCCUUUAAUGAUCAUAAAAUGGGUUUUAGCGGUUAUAUGUUAGUGUCUGCAAACGAGAUAAAACUAGGUAAGGCAAUACAGUCUGAAAAGAAUAUUACUUCUCGCAACAAGCUAAAUAUGUUUUUGAUUCUUAGAGUGUCCCUAUAACACCAAAGUAGCAAAAAUGAAAGUAUAACUGACUUGAUUAAUUUGUUCCAGUUUGGCUAUUUUGUCCUUAUAUUUGAAAUUCACAUUCCCAAAAAUGAUCACUUUAGUGAAUAACUCUGUCUGUGAAGAAAGGGUUUUGUGGGUAUAUUUUUUCAAAUAUAAAUCUUCUCUCUUUUCUACACAGGUAUAUUCUGCUGUGUAUGCAUGGCACUGAUGAUUUUCAGUAUAGCUGGCUGUGUGGGUAACGCCUACAUGAUGGACCUAUCUUUAAAAGAGAAACAUGUCCCUCAAUGGAUGAAAACGUUAAUUCUGCACCGUUUAGCAAGUAUACUGUACAUGAAGCCAAAUGCAGUAGAGAGCAAUCAAGUCACAGUCGUCAUAGAGAAUACAGGUGAGUUUAGGCAAAGAAAAGGUGUUAGUAUUAGAACUCUUGAGGUUCAAUGUUACCAGAGUACCAGAGUUUAGGAUAUAAAAGUGGACUAGCACAUGUUAAACUCCUAGAUUCUUACAAACAAAGCUUCUUCAGGCUGCAAAGAGUGGUUCCAGGCCAAAAUCAAAACUGUCAGGAAAUCAAAGCCAAGUGAGAGGGAAAUAAAUAUUAAGUAGCAUAAAUGUAGACUAGCAUAAGCCAAGACCUCAUACACCAUGGCUUGACAAAUUCUGUAGUCAGACAGGUGAGGGACCUGUGUACUUCCUACUCUGCUUCUUCACAUGCCGCUUAAUGAGGCUGAGGUUGAGUGAUGUCAUAUUCUGGCUCCAGCCUCACUAAGCGGUGCGCGAGGGAGCAGAGUAUAAAGAUCACAACUCCUUCGCAGCCUGCCUACAGAACUAGCAGCCAGUCGACAGCCCAUCCCAGAGGGAAAGAGCUCACAAAUCCCAGGAUUUUGGUCUUUGUCGAGCCCUGUCAUACACAAUGUUAUUUUUCCAUUUAUUAAUUCUUUUUGAUUGCAGAUUCCCAUGAAACAAAUAAAGAAGGGAUUCAUGAGAAAAUGCUAAAUAGUUUGAAGAAGGAUUCACAAAAAAUAAAAAUCAGUCUGGAGGCAGAGAUACUAAUGAAGAUAUUGACAGAGAUUGAUAACAUUCGAGAAAACUCCAGGAAGCCUAGAGGCCCAUUCAAUAAGGAGUCUGAGUGGUACUUUGCAGCAUUGGUAGUGGAUCGCAUUAUAUUCAUUGUUUAUCUUAUCUUAGUAAUUACUAUAUUUCUCAUUAUGAUUAUUUCAUGGGCACAGUGAAUUAAAAGGAAGACAGAAUUUACGCAAGGCAUCCAAUUACAAACCAGACAUUUUACCUUAAAUAAACAAUAUAGUGUUAGGAAUACAAACAUGUAUUCCUGACACUAUAGUGCUGGAAUGGCUGUUUAGUUCCUGAGCCCACCUCUGAUUGCAGUGAGAAGAUUUUUAACUGCGUCGCCAGUAUCGCCACAAUUGGCCCCCACCUCUAUGACUGAGAUCGGCAAUCUUGAUCAUCAAUCACACUGAGCAUCUCUGAACUGCAAAUUUUAGUUUUAAAACCCUAAUUCAUUUUUUUGCAAUUAAAAUCCUAGACAUAUAUAUAUAUACAAUCAAGACUAAGUGAAUAUAUAUUGUUAAUUGUCUUUAGCUGAACUUGUUGU
Molecule: messenger RNA, 64991 nt
Organism: Pelobates cultripes (western spadefoot toad)
Lineage: Eukaryota; Metazoa; Chordata; Amphibia; Anura; Pelobatidae
Source: the annotation of a GenBank genome assembly